Pelobates cultripes (western spadefoot toad) is the source of this 48184-nucleotide messenger RNA. NCBI's taxonomy places the organism in Eukaryota, Metazoa, Chordata, Amphibia, Anura, Pelobatidae. The record is from the annotation of a GenBank genome assembly.
UAGGCAAACAACUACAGCGUCUAAUAAACAAUUAUAUUUGGGAAUAUAAGAGACCACGCAUCCCGAGUAUACUGCUACAAAUCCCGGUGAACAGAGGAGGGACAGGUCUCCCUAAUAUUGCACUUUACCACAAAGCCGCACUACUAGAAGCAGCAAUUAAACUGCAUGCCCCCUCACAUACAUUCCAAUGGGUAGACAUGGAGAAUGAUUAUUUUCCGUGUUCCUCAGUGGUAGACGUACUGUGGAUGCCCAGACACCUCAGGGAUAAGAACACCUUAAUGCUCCCUACCUCUAGACUCACACUCCAAAUGUGGGAUUACCUCCAUAAACGACAUGCGAGCACUACAAAAUUUUCUUCAUGGGCUCCGAUAACAACGCUACAUUCCAUCUCUCCGUGGUUAUCUUUACAUAAAUGGAAAGACAAGGGCAUCACUCACAUCACAGAUAUAUGUCAACAAGGGACCAUUUUACCCUUCCCUGAUAUCCAACUCAAGUACACUCUACCGCCCAACUACAUAUUCCCAUACCUUCAACUCAAAAGCAUAAUUAAAGAAAAGGUACAAACCCUGACCCAACAUGCUCCCGCCCCAAACCUUGAUCUUAUCGCUAUAUAUAAUAGGUGCCAAAAAACACCAAUAAAAGCUAAAGCUUUAUCCCUUGGAUACGCCGCCUUAGGGCAACAUCCCCCACUGACGAAUUUCGCUUUUGCACUCCAAUGGCAUUAAGAAGGACUUCCACAGCUCACUAAUGUUCAAUGGCUAAGAUCACUUGGGGCACUCAAAGGCGUUACCUCAUGCUACACCCAUAUAGAGGCACAUAAGAAACUUAUGUAUCGGUGGUACCUCACACCUCACAAGCUACAAAAAAUUUACCCAGCCACCACAAACACAUGUUGGUGAUGCACUAACGACAUAGGGACGAUGAGGCAUAUCUGGUGGGACUGCCCAAAUAUCUCCCCAAUGUGGACUGAAGUCCAACGACUGGGCAAUUCUUUAGGAAUAUUGAAUGGAAUUCUAACACCUACUAUUGGUCUGUUCCUAUUGUUGCCUGCUCAAAUUUCUGCACAGGACAAACAACUACUGAUUAUACUAAUACUGGCAGCGCGCAAUCUCAUUGCAUGCCACUGGAAACAACAGAUUUGCCCGACUCCACAGCAACUACUCCACAAAACACAACAGUAUCUGAGACAUGAGAUGCUGAUUAGAUCGACACCUAGUCGUAGAAAUAUCACACAUAAUAACUGGCAACGUUGGAGCAUCUACACAACCGACAGUCAGAACCCAGGGUAACUUAUCAUAAACACAUAGGCCACUAUACAUGCCGAGACGGCCUUAAACACAAACAUGAUGUACGACGCACGACCUACAACAGAAUGGAUACACAUUUGUAGGUGUUAACGACUGCUCAAGGUGUUAUUUCUGCAGCUAAUUAUUUGUAACUACUACAUUGUAACUAUCUAAUACUUGUGGAUACCCCCCCCCCCUUCUUCCUUUCUGUACCCCCACAUGGUUGCUUUGAAAACGCAAUAAAAUACGAAUUUGAAAAAAAAAAAAAUGCAGAAAAAUAGUCUAGAAUUUGCCUUUGGAGAUUAAAUAUCACACCUUGCACUAAUUUAUCUUAAAAUUCUAGGUCAGUAUAAAAGGGAAGAUAUCUCACUGAAGGUGCCUGAGAAUACAAUUAAGGAUUCUGUGAGAGCUUACGUAACAGUUUUGGGUAAGUGGAAACUGCAUCAGGAAGUAUGACUGAUUGGCUGAAAAUUUCUCAGAAUUUGGGCAUGAUAAGAAUAGAAGUGCAAAAAUAAUUUGAACAUAUUUACUUCUAUCUAACUCUCAUCUGAUAAUCUACUAAUUGAAUUUGCUCUGUACUUGUAACUUCACUAUCCCCAUCAAACAGUGGAUGCAUGUUGAUGUGUUUUGAAUAUGAAGAUCUUCAAAAAUAAAAACUUUCAUUAAAGGGCUAUUUGUAUUAAAGGGACACUAUAGGCACCCAGACCAUUUCAGUUCAUUGAAGUGGUCUAGGUGCAUUGUCCCUGUGCCCUUUACCCUGCAUUGUAAAACAUUACAGUUCUAGAGAUAUUGCUCAUGUUCAUUAGGUUCCCGUUUGGUGCUGAUGUUUUAGGAGGUGAAGGCGUAGCGAGCUGAAAUAAGGUAAGUGAAUUCAAUGGUUAUUUAACCCUCUGAUUGCUGCCAUCUUCCUCUGUCUGUUCCUCUUCAGGUCCUGGCGCAUGCAUAAGAGUACAUCAUUGAGGUCUAUGGAGGAUACAGGGAGACUGCAGGAACCUCCAUACACAGAGUCAAUUCCCUGCAUCCAUCGCUAAUGAUGGAGGUUGGAAGUGACACUGUAGCUCCUCCCAGAGUCUAAACAAGUCAGCCUCAAGAAAUAUACAAAGACAAUGUAGCCUUUACUUUGUAUUUUUAUCUCUCUUGACUGGGUUGAAAUUUCUGUGAGAUUCCAACACAGUCAAAAUGAGUAUUUCAUAAAAUGCUAUAUUUUUAUGAAAUAUCCAUUUUUCAGGUGGUAUAGAUCUUGCUACUUCUCAAUUCUCUGCCAUUCAGGAGUUAAAUCUCUUUUGAUUCUGUUUAUGCAGCCUUAGCUACACCUCCUCUGGCUGUGACUAACACACCCUGCAUGAAAGCAUGGUUUCCUUUUCCAUCAGGUGUUAACUUGCUUUAAAUAUUAUCUCCUGCACUUUAAAUUGAGCUUUAAUCACACACAGGUGAUUCAUGCAGUGUUUAGGAAGCCAUUAACAAAGCCAGAGAUAUGAAAUUCUAAAUUAAACAGACUGUGAAAUAAAAGAAGAGUAAACAUUAGAUCUCUUUUUACAGGAAGUGAUUAGGAAGGCUGUACAAGUCACAUGCAGAGAGGUGUUAUUAGGGCUGUAAACGUGAUUUAAAUCAUAAAUGACAGAUAAUAGAACAGUAAAAUUGCAUAGGCAUGAUCAAUACAUUAAAACUGCUUCAUUAAGCUAAAGUUCUUUUGGUACCUAUAGAGUCCAUUUAAGUGAAGAGUUUGACACUAUAGUUUGUCUUCUCUGUUUAUUGUAUAUCUCAGUGGAUAGACAGAUUAAAUGUCUUUCCAUUUGGUAUUUCACUUUAUAUGAUGCACUUUUGUAUCUUAGAUGUUUUUCAUAUAUUUAACUCCGGCCUCCUUCUUUUCAAAGCACUAUACAGAUUUACCUCCUACGGAUUAAUGCUCAUGUUUCCUUUUAGCCACAUAAUCCCAUAGUCUGAAAACAGACAUGCAUCAAUCAAGUUCAUUCUUUCUCACACUUGUUUUUUUUUUCAUAUUAAUCCAAAAGAAGGCAAGAAACCAAGUUUGAAGAGCUUUGCAAUUUUGCAGCAAACAAGGAAAAAAUAUUUCUCGACCCUGCAAUGACAGUCAGAUGGGUCAAGAAGCUGUUACCCCACCUAUUAAAAAAACUAUAUUCCUGAAUAUUAUUUGUAUUCAUAUAGUUGCUGUUUAAACAUUUGUACAACCAUUUCCUUUGCCUUAGACUAAAUCUCCUUUCUUCCAGUCUAAAUUUUAAAACAAUGAAUUUAUGUGGCGCAAAAUUAGUGGAAUAAUUUUAUCUUCAUUUAUUUGGGGUUUGUCGUCUAUAGGAGAUCUGAUGGGAACAGCCCUGCAGAACCUGGACAGAUUGCUGGCCAUGCCAUAUGGCUGUGGGGAGCAAAACAUGGUGCUCUUUGCUCCCAAUAUCUUCAUUCUACAGUAUCUUGAAAAUACUCAUCAGUUAAAUAAUAAGAUCCUGAAUAAAGCCAAGACGUUCCUAGAAAGUGGUGAGGAACAAGAACAACAACAUUUUCUUUGUUUAAGGUUUUUGUUUUUAUUUUCUACUCCAUUGUCAUAACCUUGUUGUAUCCAGCUAUCUUUGCAUUUUAUGAUUUUGGGUCCAUAUUUUGUAAUUCAUAACACUGAUAAAUAAUUUACUUAUUAUUAUUAUUAUUAUUUAUAAUGGGCCAAUAGAUUGGUGGACUGAAAAACAAGUAGUUGAAACCAGACAAGAUAGACACACAGGAACAGUGGGGUUGAGGACCCAGCUUGAUGAGUUUAUAUGCUAGAGGUAGUGGUGUAUAGUGACACAAAAGGUAAGGGUAGAAUAGAAAACUAUGUUGCUAGAAAAGUAUUCAUUGAGGGGUUGAGUGUUUUUUUUUUUUAAUGACAGUUGCAGGAGAGGAAUCAUAGUGUGAGGAGGGAAAGCUGUUAACAAUUUAAUUGAUAUGCUGUCCUGAAGAAGUGAGUUUUCAAUUAUUAUUUUUUUUGAAGGACUGGAGACUGGGUGAAAGUCUAAUGGAGAAGGGAAGAGAGUUCAACAGGAACAGUGCAGCCCUAGAGAAGUCUUGAAGGCAAGGAUUAGAGGUGGGAGUAUGAGCAGAGGAUAGAUGUAGGUCUUUGGCAGAGCAUAGUGGCCUAAAUGGGACAUUCUUGUGCAUUAGAGAGGAUAGGUAGGUUGGAGCAUUGUGUAGAGACUUGAAAAACAAAGUACCAGAAUUUUAAAUUGAGCCCUAUAUGUAAUGGGAAUUUAAUGCCGGAACUGACAAGGGCGGGGCAUGGGAAGUACGGAUGCAGAAUGAUGAGUCUCACCUCUGCAUCCAUUAUAGAUUAUAACAGGCAAGUUGGGAUCACAUGAGACCACAGAUAAAUGGAUUGCAGUAGUUAAGGUAAGAGAGGACAGUGGGUUGGACCAGCAUCUUAGCCGUGUGCGGUGUUAAAUAGGGGUAAAUAUGAGCUAUGGUUUUGAGAUUAAAGCAGCAUGAUUUGGUGAUCGAGAGGACUUGAGGGCCAAAGGAGAGGUCAGAAUCAAGGAGAACACCUAGGCAGCGAGCCUGCGAUGUACAGCUGAUGGUGGUGCUGUUGACUUGGAGGGAGAAAGACAGUGGGGUAACAACACACGAGGGAGGAAAAACAAGACAUUCUUUUUUGGACAGAUUAAGUUUAAGGACGUGAGCAGCCAUCCAGUUAGAAAUAGCAGAGAAGCAGUCAGAGACACAAGUCAAGAGGGGCGAUGAGGAGAGGACAGAUAGAUUGCAUCGUACCUGCAUAGAAAUUAUAUUGGAAACCAAAGUAGCGGAUGAGUUUACCAAGGGAAGCAGUAUAGAUUGCGAACAGUAGUGGACCAAGGACAGAGCCUUGGCGAACCCCAACAGAGUGGGGUUGUAAAGAAGAGGCCGAGUCACUGAAAGAGCGCUGAGAGAGGUAGGAAGAGCACUAGAAGAGAGCAGUAUCUUGUAGACUGAAAUUACGGAGUAUGAGAAGAAGCUGUUGAUGAUCAAGAGUGUAAAAAGCAGCAGAAAGGUCAACGAGAAUUGGGAUAGAAUAGAGUCCAUGGGAUUUUGCAGCGAUUAGAUCAUUGGAUACUUAAGUCACCGCUGUUUCUGCAGAGUGAUGAAGCACAUGUGUAAUUUAAUUUAUUGAUUGUUUUAGGGUACCAAAGAGAGCUCACCUACAAACAUGGAGAUGGAUCAUACAGUGCCUUUGGGGAGAAUGAUCAGGAGGGAAACACAUGGUAAGUGAUUAAUUACUCAGGAUAGGUUAGUGGGAAAAUAUACUAAUGAAGUAAUAAGGCAAAGUCAUAUUUGCUCCAGUAAAGAAAUCUUUUUUGAUGAAUUUACAUAGUUACAUAGUUACAUAAGCUGAAAAGAGACACGUAUCCAUCCCUAGUUCAGCCUUCCUUACAUCUGUUUUUUGCUGUUGAUCCAAAUGAAGGCAAAAAACCCAGUCUGAAGCACUUCCAAUUUUGCAACAAACUGGAAUGGCAGUCAGAUUUAACAUAAUGAAUAUUAUGUUUUUGCAAGUAUGCAUCUAGUUGCUUUUUAAACAAUUUGUCUCAGUCCCCACAUUUUACAUAAUUUAAAUAAUUUCUUCUAACUUCACUUCAUCCUACAGGUUGACUGCUUUUGUAGUAAGGUCUUUCAGUAAGGCCCGUCCCUACAUCUUCAUUGAUGAAAGUCAGCUAACUCAUUCUAAAACUUGGUUGAGAAACCACCGCAAAGACAGUGGCUGUUUCCGUAAUGUGGGAAAACUCUUCCAUACCGCAAUGAAGGUAACAAAGGCUUCUUUAAGAUUGAAAAUAUGCUGAAAUUAAAGAAAACAAUAAGAAAUGUAUUAAAUACUAUCAGAGUAUAAUUUUUGAGAAAAUAAUAGGAAUACUUUUUAGAGAUAGAUAGUGAAAUGAAAAUAUCAUGUUAAACAAAUGCAAAAAAAGAAAAGAUAGCAUACAUUAGCUCAAUAAUCACAUGUAGACAACUAACUCAAAAUUAACUGCAAAGUAAAAUAAGUAACACAUUCCCCAGAUAGAUGGCCAUAGUCAGAGGAAUGAAACCAAGUUCAUAUGCUUAUAUAAAUAAGAGGUCCUUGUAAUGUUUUCAUAAAGGGCUGGAGUCUAGGGAGAAUGUCUCAUGGGAUGAAUUACAUUAAUACUGGAUAGCUAUAGAGAAGUGUUGGCAGGAGUUGGAGGUGCAGGCAUUAAUACAGGAAAGGCAAUGGGGUCAAUGGAAGAGCAGAGAAAGUGAGAAGAAUAUAUAUAUAAAUAAAUCCUCAGAAACAGAGAAAUCCAAUGCUUACGGAGUGAAAAUAGCAGUAAAAGGCAAAAAGUAAUAUAAUAUGAAGAAAAAAGACAGCGUAAGAACGGAAUAUCUGAUUUAUAUCAGUAGAUGGUAGAUAAUGCAAUUUAAAAUAAGAUUAUGAUAUUAUGAUUAGACUAUACAAUAAGUUGCGAGUAAACCGAAUGUCACAAAAGUUAACAACUAUGUCAACGUAACUAUAAUAAUCCUGAGCAUAGACAUCUGCAAGUUAAAGUGCCAAGCUUAAUAUUAAAUAAAACAGAAUAACACAAGGCACUCACCAUUUAAGCCAAUAUGUUGCAAAUUCCAUGCAGGAGGCACAGGCACAAAAAGGGAACAAAGGAUCACAAAGUAGAAAUAAUAAAACACAUAACAUAUAGGAUGGCCUACUGCUACAGCAGCAUAAGAAAUACACUGGAAUAGUGGCUAAAAUAUAUACUAUAAUUGGGGAUUUUAUAUUUAAUGUAAUCAUAAAUAUUACAAUUUAACCCCUUAAGGACCAAACUUCUGGAAUAAAAGGGAAUCAUGACAUGUCACACAUGUCAUGUGACCUUAAGGGGUUAAAGACAUAACGUUUACUUUCCUUAUUAAUGGAAAGGAACAUUUUCCAUUGCCAGGUACAUGACUAAGUAGCAAACUAAGUAAAAAAAGAAAACUGAAAUAAAUAAAUGUAAAUAAAUCUUACUAUAACUUAUUUUCAAUGGUGUAUAGUAACCUUCCAAAAUGAAUAUCCCCUUUAUUGGUUGUUGUGAUUGCCACCUUUUGGAUUUAUUCAUUCCCAAAAGGGAUUAAAUGGUGGUGUAAAUUCAUUAAACUAAUAAAGCGUUUACGAUUUUUUGGAUUAAAUCAAAUCGAUAGUGAAACUAAUUUUGUAAUUCUGGCUAAACCAAAACUUAUUGACUGAACCCAGACAAACCAAAAUGAAAAUUCUUUCAAUUAACAUCUCUAAUAGAUACCUUUACUAGAGCAUGUAGUUUCAUUUUUAUGAUGACGAUUGUGUUACAGGGUGGAGUGGAUGAUGAAAUUUCUCUUACGGCUUAUGUAACAAUGGCUUUAUUGGAGUCAGAUGUACCACCAGAGGUAAGUUAUUCUUGAGAUACUUAGGUGUCUCAAAAAUGUAUGCUCUGCUUAUUGGCUAUUUUUAUAUAAAAAAAUGAAGGGUCAAUUUACGAUGGCCCAACUCUGUUGUUGGUUUGUUUGUUUGUUUUUUUACUUGUGGUGAAACAAAUUUAUUCCAAAUUGAUACUUGAUCACAUUUGUCUGCUAAUACAAAAGAAUAAAGACUGCAAAACUGCUCCAUGGUAGACAAAAGAAGCACAACCCCAUUCCCUAUUUGUUAGAUGGGAUUGCUUUUUUUCUGUUCAAGAGAGAUGAUUUUAUGUGGGGGCGGCAGGGGGGGUGUAAAUCCUUUGCCUUCUGGGACAUACUAUCAAGGUCAGACUAUCUAGUGUGUCAUUGUAAAAAAACAAAACUUCUAUUACCCUAGCAGACUUAUGUGAUGAUGAAUGGGAAAAGAAAUAACACAUACAUUACAGGCACCUGAUCCUAAUAACUAUAAGGACAGAGAAAGUUGAACCAUUCUGCCACUCAAAGUGUACUGCUUAUCCCCCUAAAUAGUAGUGUGUAUGCCCAUUCCCUUUCUCUGAAGGAAUAACCCUCCCUCCCUCACCCACUAGCUACAUAUUCUCAAGCCAGUUACAACCAAUGCAUCUAAACAUCCACCACAAAUCCAAAAUGACAAUAAUAUCACUUUAACUCUUUUACAUUUUUGAGGAGGAGGAAUACAACACAAUGACCUAACAAAAUCUUGUUUGAAGAUCUUUUUUUUUUUUUAAAUUAAGUUGUAAAAACAUGACAAAAAGUCAAAAAAAAAUGUUAAAAAACAACUCCCAAUAACAAACUUCCACUAAAAAAACCAAAAAAACUAACAGAAUUAUAUUUUAUAUAAUUGCAUUUCUUUACUUUCUCUCUUUCAGCAUGUUUGCCAUUUUGUGUGUUUUAAUUUAGUCUGAAACUCUGUGGAGAGUGUUUGGAGUGCCUGCCAACAUUGUACUGGAAAUAUUAUCAUAUAAUUUUCUGUUUCCUACUGUUUGCUCCACAUAUUAUUUCAAUGCAAUUCUUGGUAAUCCUAGAACCCUGUUGUGGCAGAUGCUUUAGCUUGUCUGAGGAAGGCCGCUGUGGAUGUAAAUAACGUAUACACACAGGCUCUCCUGGCUUAUACUUUCACUUUGGCUGGAGACACAGAUCUCAGACGACAACUGGUGGAGAAACUGGAUAAACAAGCUGUGAGGAAAGGUGAGAGAUGAGUAUAUAAAGAACUAAUACAGAGUGAUGUACAAUAGAAGUUCAAAAGGCAAUAAAAGGCACAGUAACUUAAGAAAAAAAACCUCUCAGUAGUGACUGAUCCCCCACACUUCAAUCAAUAUAAAGGAAAGUGAUAAAUAAAAUGAGGUGGGCUCACAUCCAAUACUCAUCAGCUUGUCAGUUUUAUCAAUCCUUUUUAUGACAAAAAUACAAUAAAACAUUAAAAAAACUAAAGAAAAUCUUAGUGCAGGUUGGCUGAUAUAAUCUAGUGAUCAAAAUAUGUGUAAAAACCCAUCUAGGGCAAGUACAAGUAUAGAAACCACUCCAAUAUCACAAUUUGAAAUAAUAUAAGUAAAGGUGUAUCCAACCAUUAUCAUACAAAGGAUAAAUACAAACUGACAAGUAUAGUCUAUGAGCUCACCUCAUUUUAUUUAUCACUUUACUGAUUAUGUAAUGUAUUUUCUGUAGAUUUCUUUAGUCAAAGUAUUUCUUUUAGACUCAAAAGGUAAUCUUUUUCAAAUUCAGUCCUUCAUGGACUCAUCGUGUGUUAAUACUUAGAUUAAACAUGUAUGUUAGCGCUACAAAAAUUAGUUUGGAUAACAUAUUUAAAGAAUAUGAACAUGUAAACUUUUGUGAACUCAACAGAUAAAGUAGAGUGGUCAUGAUACAUAUGUAACAAAAUAAAAUCCUAUAUAAAUUCCAUACAUAGGACAAUCCUGUGACACGGGAGAGUGGGAAAAACCAUCCUAUAGAGAUUUCAAUAUUGCAGAUGCUCUUAUAUUCCCCUGGCAAGUGUGCCUUGUUAUUUGCCAAAGAAAAUCAUAGGAAUGGACUGAAAGAUGUCACUACAUUCAGUUACCAAAGCGUGACAAUAAAGCCACUAUGUCAGCAUUUUGGACCAGGUAUACCAUGCUUGGGGAAGUGUUCCUAAGAUGGCCAAUUGUGUGAGUAGUGGUUUAACACCCUGAACUGAAAUAUAGAUUAUGAUGAUGCUGACAUUAGUCCAGGUUGUAUUUUAAAAGAAAAGCAAUACACACACACACACACACACACACACACACACAUAUUAGUGUAGAUUGGAAUAGCCAUAUUAGUCCAGUAGACAAGAUGACAAGAUGAAUUGCUUCAGACCUGAGGAAGAGAGGAAAACUCUCAAAAGCUUGUCUUUGAAAUAUUAUGUUAGUCCAAAAAAAAGGUAUAAUUGCAUAUUGCAAUACUCUAGUAUUUUGCAUUAUAUAUAUAUACACUGAACAAAAUUACAAACACAACACUUUUUUGCCCCCAUUUUUCACGAGCUGAACUCAAAGAUCUCAAACUUUUUCUAUGUACACAAAAGGCCUAUUUCUCUCAAAUAUUGUUCACAAAUCUGUCUCAAUCUGUGUUAGUGAGCACUUCUCCUUUGACGAGAUAAUCCAUCCACCUCACAGGUGUGGCAUUUCAAGAUGCUGAUCAGACAGCAUGCUUAUUGCAAAGGUGUGCCUUAGGCUGGCCACAAUUAAAGGCCACUCUAAAAUGUGCCGUUUUACUGUAUUGGGGGGCUACAAGGGGGUCCGAAAACCAGUCUGUAUCUGGUGUGACCAUCAUUUGCCUCACUCAGUGCAACACAUCUCCUUCGCAUAGAGUUGACAAAGUUGUUGACUGUGGCCUGUGGAAUGUUGGUCCACUCUUCUUCAAUAGCUGUGCGAAGUUGAUGGAUAUUGGCAUUACCUGGAACAUGCUGUCGUAUAUGCCGAUUCAAAGCAUCCCAAACAUGCUCAAUGGGUGACAUGUACAGUGAGUAUGCUGGCCAUGCAAGAACUGGGAUGUUUUCAGGUUCCAGAAAAAGUUUACAGAUCCUUGCAACAUGGAGCCGUGCAUUAUCAUGCUGCAACAUGAGGUGAUGGUUGUGGAUGAAUGGCAUAACAAUGGGUAUCAGGAUCUUGUCACUGUAUCUCUGUGCAUUCAAAAUGCCACCAAUAAAAUGCACCUGUGUUUGUUGUCCAUAACAUACGCCUGCCCAUACCAAAACCCCACCACCACCAUGGGCCACUCGAUCCACAACAUUGACAACAGCAAACCGCUAACCCACACAACACCAUACACGCUGUCUGCCAUAUUCCCUGUAGAGUGAAAACCGGGAUUUUUCUGUGGAGAGAACACCUCUCCAAAGUGCAAGACGCCAUAGAAUGUGAGCAUUUGCCCACUCAAGUCGGUUACGAUGGCGAACUGCAGUCAGGUUGAGACCCUGAUGAGGACGACGAGCAUGCAGAUGAGCUUCCAUGAGAUGGUUUCUGACAGUUUGUGCAGACAUUCUUUGGAUAUGCAAACCGAUUGUUGCAGCAGGUGCCCGGGUGGCUGAUCUCAGACGAUCUUGGAGAUGAAGAUGCUGGAUGUGGAAGUCCUGCGCUGGUGUGGUUACAUGUGGUCUGCGGUUGUGAGGCCGGUUGGAUGUACUGCCAAAUUCUCUGAAACAUCUUUGGAGACGGCUAAUGGUAGAGAAAUGAACAUUCAAUUCAUGGACAACAGUUCUGGUGGACAUUCCUCUAGUCAGCAUGCCAAUUGCACACUCCCUCAAAACUUGCAACAUCUGUGGCAUUGUGCUGUGUGAUAAAACUGCACAUUUUAGAGUGGCCUUUUAUUGUGGCCAGCCUAAGGCACACCUUUGCAAUAAUCAUGUUCUCUAAUCAGCAUCUUGAUAUGCCACACCUGUGAGGUGGAUGGACAUAUAUAUAAAUAUAUAUAUAUAUAUAUAUAUAUAUAUAUAUAUAUAUAUAUUGUUAGAGUAGUAGCUUGACAUGCAAAUAGACAUCACAUUUCAGACUUCCAAUGGUAUUUACAGAGAUACCCUUAGGAACAGACACUGUUUCAAAAAUAAUUAUGGUGAUAUAAAUAAUUUGAGAGGUUGAACAUGAUAUUUUUUUCCAUAGGGCAAAUACAAAAAAUACUGUUAUGAUAUAUAGAAUUUAUCACUAUGGUAAUUAAUAUAUUCCUUUCACAAGGAGAUGCUUAAAGUCAAACGUGUUUCAUGUAAGAGAGGUCAGAAUACUUUGGAAAUAGCUUAGUUUAAAUAAAUGUUUUGUUAGCAAUGUGACCAAGAUGGAGUAGUCUCUGAACACCAAGAAAGAAAAGUCCUAGUUUAUACCAAUCUCUUUUUAAAGAGGGACAUUGCUAUGGCACUCAGGGCAAGACUACCACUAGAAUAAGCUGCAGGGGUUAUUUUGCUUAGAGUGACCCUUCAGUCAUCUGUCUAGCCCAUUUGUUGCAUCCGUACUACUUUUUACUAGUUGUUGAAAUAUUCUAGGGCUUAGCUCCAUAACUUAUUCCUUGCUGUGCAAUCAAGCUCCAUGUGUCCAUUAUUGUUGAGAUGAAUUAUACUGCUAUAUAAAAAGAAUGUAGUAAAAGGUUAAGCCACUGAAAACGAGUCUAUCUAUCUAUCUAUCUAUCUAUCUAUCUUUCUAUCUAUCUAUCAUUAGUUUGUAAAAUAUGUCCAUGCUUUUUAUAGAAGGACAACUACAUUGGGAGCGUCAGUCUUCCACCUCUACCUCCGAUAGUUCAAUUUGGAAUCGUGCAUCCUCUGCAGAGGUGGAACUAACCUCAAACAUGCUCCUGACCAUGCUCUCUGGGCCCGAAAAAGACUUGGGCAGAGCAUCAGAGAUAGUGAAUUGGUUGAGCAAGCAGCAGAAUCCAUAUGGGGGUUUUGCAUCUACUCAGGUAAAUUAGGAGUUAUGAUAAUUCACAGAUACAUACUAUUAAAAGAAGAUAGACCCACAGCAGAUAAAAUAUUGAAACCCUCAAUGUAAAAAUAAAUAGAGUGAUGUGUAACAGUGAAAAACAAAAAAAAGGUACAUGCAGAUGUAAUACUAAUAUUUGAUACAAAAUACAUAGGAAGACAACAUCCAGAGCAGGUACUGGCUUUUGCAUACUUGAUGGUUAUUUACUAACGUAAAGUUUCUGAUAUUUAACUUACUUUUCUUAAAACACGUAUCUUGUGUGCAACGUCUGUACCUGUGACAAAUCUGUGGUGUUCAGUGAAUUUUGCAUGAGAAAUUUGAGCUUUUUGCUCACUGUGAUAAUGUAGCCCUUUUGAAAAUGAAGCUCUCAGGAAUGAGGCUGUGGUUUGUAGAGACAAUAAGAAUUAAUGUAAAUUAAAUAUGACACACUCGUUGGGUGCAUUGGUAAAAAAAAAAUGGAGUUCUCUUGCAAAUGUGGCAUUCUAGAGCAAAGCUACAUAGUGUGGGGGCAAUGAGAAUGAACAUGUUACUAUCAAGACAUGAUUUAGUUUCCAGGCACAAUGCUAUAAGUAAUCAAUUCUAUUAAGUUCAUUUAGGAAAAAUACAGAUUUUGUCAGAAUGGACAAAAUUCAUUAAAAAUGACCAAAUUCCACAUGCAAUACCAAUAUUUACUAAAGCCAGAUGCAGUCAGCAUUCUGUUGGAUCGAUCUUAUUCUUUUGGAAAAUUACCAAUAUCCACAUGUGAGCCAAUUGAAAGCACAAGAAUAAUACAUUUAUAAACGUUUGCUUGGGGAACGAUGAUAAACCAAUUGCUUGCUUUUUGGCUAAUUAAUUGAUAAUUUGAAGUACUAUUUGCCAUCUGGCAACACUAGCAGCCAGCAGGCAAACAGUUAAAAACCUUCUGUGGCGUGAGGAUUAACUACCCAGCUGUGUAGAGUAUAUAGAGGUACAAUACCUUCAUUACAGAAGUAAGGGGGUUUUAUUGACCCCCCAAUAGGAUUUUUAUUUAUUAAUAUUUUUUAAUGUGCGGGUGUCAAGCAAGCAUUUGCCAGUUAUCAUAAAAUUAACCUUAAAGGACCACUAUAGUGCCAGGAAAACAUACUCGUUUUCCUGGCACUAUAGUGCCCUGAGGGUGCCCCCAACCUCAGGGUCCCCCUCCCACCCGGCUCUGGAAAGGGGUUAAAACUUACCUUUUUCCAGCGUUGGGCGGAGAGCUCUCCUCCUCCGAUCCUCCUCUUCUCCUCCCAUGCGGCUGAAUGCGCGCGCAUUCAGCCGGUCACAUAGGAAAGCAUUCAUAAUGAAAAUCACAGUGAGAAGCACGCAAGCGCCUCUAGUGGCUGUCAAUGAGACAGCCACUAGAGGAAAUAGGGGAAGGCUUAACCCAUUCACAAACAUAGCAGUUUCUCAGAAACUGCUAUGUUUAUGAAAACAUGGGUUAACCCUAGCUGGACCUGGCACUCAGACCACUUCAUUAAGCUGAAGUGGUCUGGGUGCCUAGAGUGGUCCUUUAAGGAUGCCAAAGGUUUUCUCUAUUUGCCCAGAAGGUGGCAGUGCAGUCAGCAGGCAAAUAGUUUGGAUUUUUGAAAUUCAGACUCAAAGCAUUUGGGUGUGGAUUUGAAGCAUUCAGUAUGGAUUUCAACCAUCUUAGAGGCUCUGUCACCUCAAACUUACUCCUAUUCUUUUAAGAUUAACCAAGUUUAGUUAAAUACAUAAGACAACAUAUUCUCUUCUUUGUCUUGUGUUCUAAAGAGAACUAGAUCAGAAACAAAGUAAAGAAUAAUAUAUUCUGAAAGAGGAAACAAUAGGAGAAAUGUAAAUUUGAGGUGACAGAAGCACUUUAAAUAGUAACCAAACGCAGGUCUUUUUAGGACCUGAAUUGCAAAAUCCAGAAAUUGUUACAUGGUGAACACAGUCUGAAUCUUGCAGUCCCAAUGGCCCCGUAUGCAGCCAGAUUGUUUUGCCUCAUAUAGGAUGGGGAAUUUUGAUCUUUAUUGAAUAGACCCUUGAGUGUUGGAUAUCCACCAUGUUUACUUGUUUUACUAGAGUAGUUUGGAGAGCAUAUGUGCUUUAUCUGAAGAAUUAUUCUCUUUUCUUAAACAAUGCAGGGAGAUAUAGUGGGUGCAGUUUUCAUUGAUAUUACUAUGCACAAAAAAAACAAAGAAAAAUGACACCAAACCUUAAUACUACCUUCCUACUUCACAGGACACGGUUGUAGCUCUCCAGGCUAUGGCUAAGUAUGCUGAAGCCACAUUUAGUGACAUUAGCAAUGUGACAGUGACAGUCCAAUCCCAAACCGGAAUGAUGGAGUUCUAUGUUGAUAAUACAAACCGGCUCCUGCUACAGACAAUGCCACUGUCUGAUGUCCCUGGGAAUUACACGCUGACAGCUACAGGAACUGGUUGUGUCUUUGUGCAGGUUAGUGGUAUUCUUAAAGGGUCAUUCUAGGUACCAUAACCACUUAGAAUUCCUGCAAAAUACAUGGUGCUUAGAUUUCUUUUACAAAGAGUUGUUAGGCGCUCGCUAUAGUGAUUGGAAUAGAAUGUGUAGUAUACAGGCAGCAGCAAACAAACCAGGUAUUCCCAGCCCUUCUGAAUAGAUAAAUUGCAAGAGAAGACAAAAGUAAACCGUGCCCAGUGUACAUGUACAAAAAAAAUUAUUACGUACAUAGGUCUUUAGAUGGUAGUAUACAAUUGACCUCAAAAAAUAAAAAGACAAAAUAAUGGUGCGGCACAGUAUGUAAAGUGCAUAUGUAGUAAAUAAACUCAGAUUACUCUCACUCACAUUCUUUUGAGCUAUCUUAGAGCUCUGCUGUUUUUUAAUGGAUGGAAUAAUCCCCGUCUAAGGAUAUGAAGUAAUGUAGUCUUCUCAAAUGCUCCAAAUAAAGUGCAAUUUGCAGGAUAUUUGAGGAAAUAAAUACAGGAAAAAGGAGAAAAACUCCAAUGGUGAAGUAAGUACUGGUGUGCAAUAGAUGUAUACAAUAUGUUAAAGUACUCACAUUUGCUUGAGCAGAACUUGCUCUAGUGUAAACAACAAAUGGUGGUAUAAUCCCCAUCUCAGGAUAUGAUGUUACCAGGAAGUAGCAGGUAAAAUAAUAAGGUAUCGCUCUCUCUAUAUAUAAUGUAUAAUUUUAUUUACCAAACAAAAACAAUAAAAUAGUAAAAUAGGGAGUCGCACUUGAUGUGUUUAGCCUAUCCAAGGCUUCUUCAGCAGUAUAGUUAUAUCCUUACAAAGUUCUGUUUGUAUAUGUUGAUCUUGAUUGAAAUUACUUCCUGGUGAGGGUAAAUGCUGACUUCCUGUCCAAUGCUAGAACACACAUGUCACACCGGAAGUGACACAGCGAUUAACUGGCAUUGGUGGUCUCAGGGGCCUUGGUGUAUCGAUAUGGAAUGCAUAUGUUAUAAAAAAUGGCAUUGAUGCGUUCCAAAUGUCACUGCUGUGGGUCCUUCCCACAGCGAGCCCUUGGCGUAUGUAUAAAGUUUUAUUAUGUCCCACCUCAUUGUGGAGUCUCUUUAAUCCCUGUUCGAUAUCGGAGGAGGCGUGGUGUCACAAAGAAAGUGACGCAACGGUAGUCUUCAAAUGUAGUAUAUAACUGGGUAGUGGCUUGACGGCCAUAUUGGAAGAGGGCAAAAAGGAAGGAAAAGUGUAUAAACGAUAUAUCAGUAUAACCUUCUGGUAUUUGGUGGAAAUAUAAGUCUAUAUGUAAGGAAUAUCUCCAUCUACUAAUAGUAUAACUAUAAGGGGCCAUAUGUAUAGGCAUAACAUAUAUAAUUAAAGAAAGAUGGUAGAACAAAUAUGAUAUUAAGAUAAAAAUAAUGCAAUUAUGGUUGUAAUCCUGAUUAUACGAACAUAUGGAUAUAUAAAUAUUUAUGUGUAUAUAAAAAAAAAUACAAUAAACAUAAGCUAUAUAGAUAUACAUUGUAAAAUUCACAAAUAGAGUGGAUAAGUGGCAGUGCAUAUAAAUGCUGGUGCUUAAGUAAUGAUGAGCCAACCAUUAGCAAUAAUAAUGGUAGGGGAAAACAUAAUAAGGGAGACAUAAUGGAAAUGAGUGUAGAAAAAUAUAUACAAAAUUUGUAAAACAUGGCUACAUAUGUUAAAAAAUAAUAAUACAAAGUAUAAUUUAUAAAAGGAUUAAAAAAAAAUAAAAAAUUAAAUUCUGCAUUUAAACCUUUAGAAUGCAAUCUAUCCAUAUAGUAAACCCAUUCCAUUUCUGUCUUCCCUAUUUUUUUUUAUAAAAUCUCCCGCCCUCCAGUGGUUUCUUACAAUUGCAAUGCCCGUGAAUGUGAGAUCUUUAGGAUUAUUGUCAUGCAUACAAAAAUGUGAGGGUACAGAAUGGUUUUUAAAUCCUUAACAAUGUUUCUGCAAUGCUCUGCAAUUCUUAUUUUGAGUGGCUUUAUAGGACGCCCUAUAUAUUGGAGGCCACAUGUGCACUGCAACAAGUAGAUUACGUUUUUACUAUUACAAGUGAUUAUAUCUUUGAUGUUAUAUGUUUUUCCAGUUUUGUUUGAUUUAAACUGAGUUCUCAGUUUUUCUGUUGCAUUAGUCCUUUUGCAGGCUAAGCAGCAUUUGCAUUUGUAAAAACCUUUUUUAUCCAUACAAUUGUUAGCUUUGUUUGGGCUUGCCUUUGUAUACUUUUUCAUAAGGUGCAUUUUUAGGUUUGGUGCACCUGUAAUAAUUUUGGUCUUUCUGGAAUUAUGUCUUUUAGUGAUUAAUCUUCUUUUAGUAAAUGCCAGUGUUAGUUUAGAAUAUUCUGAGUUGUCUAUUUUUAAUAUUAUAAUCUAACAUGAUAAGUAGGGAGAUAUUUUGAUUUAUUUGGGGUUUUCUCUGUGUACGAGCUUUUUUCUGUUCAGCAGUAGUGUUUGGUUUAAAGUAGACUCUAUUUUUUUAGUUCUGUAUCCUUUUUGUAUAAAUCUCUUUUUCAGAUCUUUGGCUUGUUUUGUGAAAAUAGGCUUUUCUGAACAGUUUCUUCUCUGUCUCAUCAUUUGACUCUUAGGUAUAGUCUCCAGCCAUACUUUGUUAUGGCUGCUCUUAGUAUCUAUAUAGUUAUUUACAUGUACAUCCUUGAAAUGUGUUUUGGUAUUUAUUUUAUUAUCCUUUAUAUAGAUGUUCAAGUCAACAUAAGUAACCUCAGUAUUGCUAAAAUUCUGCAGUUAAAGCUAUACCUUCAUCAUUAGAGUUUAAAAAGGCAAUAAAAUCCUGUGCUGGUGAAACAGAUCCUAAAGAGGAGGUCAUCUAUAUACCUUGAGUAGGCUACCAGGUUUUCCACUCAGCCAUGCCCAUUCCAAAUAAAACGCUCCUCCCAUUCUGUCAUGUAGAGGUUGGCGUAGCUGGGUGCAAACCUGGUACCCAUAGCUGUUCCCAUUUUUUGUAAAUAAAAACCAUCUUUAAACCAAAAAUAAUUGUUUUUUAAAAUUAUAUCUAUACCUUCUAUUAAAAAAUAAAUUUGGUCCUGGAUCAUGGAGCCUUCUUUUUCUAAUAUUGUCCUAAUUGCCUGACAGCCCUUAUCGUGUUGAAUUAUCGUGUACAAUGAUUGUACAUCACACAUAAGAAGUACAAAAUUCUCUUCCCAAAUUAUAUCAUCUAAUUAUUUUAAAAGACCCAUAGUGUCUUUAAGAUAAGAUCUAGUUUUUAUGACAUAUGACUGCAAUAACACCUUGGGUGUUGAACAUUUAUGUAAUGGUAUUCCUUUUGAUUCAGGAUCCCUGCAUCUACUCCCUUGUGCAAAAAAAAUGUUUUAAUAUUUUAAUAUCCUAAGUUGGGUUAUGAGCCAUUCUUACAUAUGUGUUUAAGUCGUUCAAUUGCUUAUUAGCUUCUUGUUCGUAUUGUUCUUUAGAUAGUAUGACAAGGCCUCCACCUUUAUCAGCAGGUUUAAUUAUUAUAGAUUAUCGUUAUACAGAUCUUUUAAAACGUGUCUUUCUUUUCUAAUCAUGUUUGGUUUAUCACAAGUUUUUCUUUCUAGAGUUUUAAGGUCUUUACAGACCUUUUUUUCAAAUAUUUCAAGGGCACUAGAUUUAUAGUGCACUGGGUAGAAUGCAUCAACACCAUUUCUUUUAUGAUGUAUGCGUUGCAGACCGAUACAAACCAAGUCCACUGUGACCACCAAUGCCGGUUAAUCGCCGCGUCACUUCCGGUGUGACGUGUGCGUUCCAGCAUGGUAGAGGAAGUCAGCAAUCACCCACACUAGGAAGUAAUCUUCAAUUAAUAUCAGCAUAUAUAAACAUAACUUUGUAAGGACAUAACUACACUUCUGAAGAAGCCUUGCAUAUGUGAAACGCUUCAAGUGAGACUCCCUAUACUAUUUUAUCUGUUUUAUUGAUUUUGUUUGGUAUAUAAAAGUAUACUAUAUAUAUAUAUAUAUAUAUAUAUAUAUAGAGAGAGAGAGAGAGAGAGAGAAAGAGAGAGAGAUAUAUUCUUCUUUUACCUGCUACAUUCGGGUACCAUCAUAUCCACCCUUGAGGUUUACACUAGAGCAAGUUCUGCUCUAGCAAAUGUGAGUACUUUACCUAUUUUAUACAUCUGUUGUACACCAGUACUUACUUCACCAUUGGUGUUUUUUUUUCCUUUUCCUGUAUUUAUUUCCUCAUAUCAUGCAUAUUGCACUUUAUUUGGAGGAUUUGAGAAGACUACACCACUUCAUAUCCUUAGACGGGGAUUAUUCCAUCCAUGUGCAAAACAGCAGAGCUCUAAAAUAGCUCAAAAGAAUUUGAGUGAGAGUAAUCUGAGUUUAUUUACUGCAUAUGCACUUUACAUACUGUGCUGCACCAUUAUUUUGUCUUUUUAUGUUUUGAGGUCAAUUGUAUUCUACCAUCUAAAGACCUAUGUACAUAUACUUUUUUGUACAUGUACACCUGGCAAGGUUUGCUUUUGUCUUCUCUUGCAAUUUAAAUUUCUUUUAGCCCACACUAAUUCAUGAGAGGGGCUUAUAAUAGCACUGAUUUAUAAAAAUCACUGCCGCUAUAGGAUAGCUAGUUAGGGAUGCAAAUCAGGCACCUGGCAGUACUUUGUUCUGUGUGACCUCAUAUCAGUUUUGAGUAUGUUGUGUGUGCAGUAGGAAGGCUCAUUAUCCUUCCUAGAGAGAGCCAAGCUGUAUACUAUUGCUGCACAAGGAAAAACAUAUCUCAGUUCACUAAACAGUGAUGCCAGCCACAGUUUAUAAUGUUUGUAAUGCAAUUCCUUUUCAUUAGAAUUACUUAAUUGUGAGUGGUCUGUGUGCAACUGUAGAUAGACCCACUAGAAAGUGCAUUAUGUGGAUCUUUCAAGGUAACUUUUUUUUUUUUUACUUACUAUAGUUUCAAUUUGUCCCCUUUUAAAUGUAUUAUUUGUAUAUUUCAAUAAAAUUUAGGGUAAUUUUUUACUUUUUGUAUUGUCUCACUCAUUUUUGUUUUAUCUAUAAUUUAAUUAUCUUGCACAGAGUGUCAUGAGAUACAAUGUUCCUCCACCUAGAAGUGAUGCCACAUUUGCAGUCAAUGUAGACGUACAACCAAAUGAGUGUCUUGGAGAUCCAGUUGCAAAGCUUGAGAUCCACAUCACUGCUAAGUAUGUUCUCUCUGAUAUUUCAUUAAUGUUAUCAACCUCUCUGAUUACUUGCAAACCCAGCACAGACACAAUAUUUACUCCUCCAUGUCUGGUGACACCCCACGCAUUUAUACUUUGUAUCCACCAACCCAUGUUCUUAGAUUCCAGGACGGUUAUUCCAUUUUUUCACCAAUCAAUGGCCUCUCACCCCCACACAUUUAUAGCCUGCAUUCACCACUCCAGGCCUUGUGACCCUUACACAUUUAUACAAUAUAUUCACUCCUUAAUAUGAUCCAAACUAUGUCAUUUUUUGUACUCAGAACUCCAAAUAAGCAGAUGAUCUUCAGGGAUCCCUGUAUUCCAUUCACAUUACUUACAUAAAUUAAAGUUAGAAGCUUUGGACAAUAUCUCUAAGUGGAUCGAAGUUUAAUAGAAGGAAAAAAAAAGAGUUCCAUAUUUUAUGAAUGUUUUUGUAUGCACAGUAAUGAUAAUCACGAGCUUAGCAAAAUAUAGAUCUCUACAAGUUUUAAAAAAUAGCUGUUUAGCCUAAAUAUGGAAAGUAGAUUGCCAGUGCACCACAUUUUACUAUGUACAAAAUAAAUCUACAUGUUCUCUCACUGUUAUCUUAUUCCCUGCAUUGUGAAGCAGCAUUAUAUAUUGAUGUGUAAUCUGUAGUUUUUCUCCUACAGGUAUAUUGGAUCCCGAGAGAAAUCCAACAUGGCCCUUAUUGAAGUCAAGAUGCUGUCUGGGUUUAUUCCAGUGAAGAGCUCAGUGAGGGAGGUAAGGAAUGCUUUCCGUGGUUGUCGAGCAAAUAAUUCUCAUUUUAACUGUAUAAUAGUGAGGUUAAUAAUGACACCUUUAAAGGAUACCUUUAACAUGGAUUUAUCUAAGUACAGAAUUUCAGAUCACAUAUGUUGACAUGAAUUUUCACAAAAUAUAAAUAACAAAUAACAUGAAUAAACUUGAGAAAUAAAACACUUAGUUGAUAUUCCCCUAUUAUUCAAAAUAUAGGGAGCAACAUAAAAUGCAAUAAUAUUGUGUAUUCGAGAUCUGUGUCUUUCAGUGCUAUUCAGUAUCCAACCUUGAAUAGAAAAGAUACUGACAUAGCAUAAUUCCAAAUAAAAUUUAGUUUUAUUUCCCAUAAAAAAAACCCAUAUGAAGAGCUCUUACAAAAUGAUGCGGUGAAACUUAUUUCUAAGUAGCACUAUAAAAGCAUGUAUAGUACAGAGUAUAAGCCAAGAUGGUUAUGGUUACCGCUCCGUAGAUGUGGAUUAGUUGACCGAUCUUGUGCACUCAGACCGAUCCUCUUGCUGGAACGCUGGCUGACAGGUACUGCUGUACUCUCCUUUGCAGAUUUAAAAAUCCCGCCAAGACACGAUCUACGCGUUUCGCCCGUUUGGGGGAUUAGGGUUACAUAUAUACAUCAUUUAAUUAUAAUUUUCCAGUGUGUUACAUUUUCAUAUUUGUUGUUACAUUUAUACAUAGAAUUAUAUAUUACAUAUAUUUGUAUUGAAGUUUGCAUACAUACAAUACAUUUGUCGUUUUGCAAUUCUGACUGUUGGAAAAAUGGCUAUCCAGAUAGAAUAUGCUUCACAAAUCUAUAUUUUUUACAAAGCCUUAGUUUUAAGUUCUAAUUGGCACAAAGAUCAAUGGCUUCAUAAAGAUAGUGAGAUCUAUAGAUUAAAAGGUCCUCAUUCUUACGGAACUCUUUUUUUCGGUCUUUAAGGUUCAGGAAAGUGGCUUUUACAUUAUUUUACAUAAUAUACUAUUUCAUCCACAAUUUCCUAAUUUUUCGUUUUAGCAAAUUUCAUAACCGGUUUCAAACCAUGAUACAUAUUCAUCAUAUUCAUACAUUCAUACAAGUACUGCAAAUAAUAAAAUAAAUAUUUAACCGGUAAAAUAAAAUGUUUUUUUUAACAAAACCUUAACAUAUACAUAAUGCUGUGUCCUACACAUAAGAAUAAAAAAUAAUGAAUACAAAUUGACAUAUAAGUGUUGUGUAUGGGUCAUUCCUAGAUUACCAUCUUUCCAAGAAAAGGGAUGGCAAAUUAUAUUAGACCAAACUCAAUUCUCAUUCUUUGGUUUCUCCUUGGAGUGAUAGUAUAUUUUAAACCCACUUAGCAAUCAAAUUAUCAUCUUCAUUUUAAGAUGCAACUACAACUUGUUCUUCGAUUAGUGAAGAAAUACUAUACAGUUGCAAGAAAAAGUAUGUGAACCCUUUGGAAUGAUAUGGAUUUCUGCACAAAUUGGUCAUAAAAUGUGAUCUGAUCAUCAUCUAAGUCACAACAAUAGACAAUCACAGUCUGCUUAAACUAAUAACACACAAAGAAUGAAAUGUUGCCAUGUUUUUAUUGAAUACACCAUGUAAACAUUCACAGGGCAGGUGGAAAAAGUAUGUGAACCCCUAGACUAUUGACAUCUCCAAGAGCUAAUUGGAGUGAGAUGUCAGCCAACUGGAGUCCAAUCAAUGAGAUGAGAUUGGAGGUGUUGGUUACAGCUGCCCUGCCCUAUAAAAAACACACACCAGUUCUGGGUUUGCUUUUCACAAGAAGCAUUGCCUGAUGUGAAUGAUGCCUCGCACAAAAGAGCUCUCAGAAGACCUACGAUUAAGCAUUGUUGACUUGCAUAAAGUAUCUCCAAAAGCCUUACUGUUCAUUAGUCCACGGUAAGACCAAUUGUCUAUAAAUGGAGAAAGUUCAGCACUGCUGCUACUCUCCCUAGGAUGACUGCAAGAGCACAGCGCAGACUGCUCAAUGAGGUGAAGAAGAAUCCUAGAGUGUCAGCUAAAGACUUACAAAAGUCACUGGCAAAUGCUAACAUCCCUGUUAGCGAAUCUACAAUACAUAAAACACUAAACAAGAAUGGAUUUCAUGGGAGGAUACCACAGAGGAAGCCACUGCUGUCCAAACAAAACAUUGCUGCAUGUUUACAGUUUGCACAAGAGCACCUGGAUGUUCCACAGCAGUACUGGCAAAAUAUUCUGUGGACAGAUGAAACCAAAGUUGAGUUGUUUGGAAGAAACACACAACACUAUGUGUGGCGAAAAAAAGGCACAGCACACCAACAUCAAAAUCUCAUCCCAACUGUGAAGUAUGGUGGUGGGGGCUUCAUGGUGUGGGGCUGCUUUGCUGUGUCAGGGCCUGGACGUAUUGCUAUCAUCGAAGGGAAAAUGAAUUACCAAGUUUAUCAAGACAUUUUGCAGGAGAACUUAAGGCCAUCUGUCUACCAGCUGAAGCUCAACAGAAGAUGGGUGUUGCAACAGGACAAUGACCCAAAGCAUAGAAGUAAAUCAACAACAGAAUGGCUUAAACAGAAGAAAAUAUGCCUUCUGAAGUGGCCCAGUCAGAGUCCUGACCUCAACCCGAUUGAGAUGCUGUGGCAUGACCUCAAGAAAGUGAUUCACACCAGACAUCCCAAGAAUAUUGCUGAACUGAAACAGUUCUGUAAAGAGGAAUGGUCAAGAAUUACUCCUGACCGUUGUGCACGUCUGAUCUGCAACUACAGGAAACGUUUGGUUGAAGUUAUUGCUGCCAAAGGAGGUUCAACCAGUUAUUAAAUCCAAGGGUUCACAUACUUUUUCCACCUCCACUGUGAAUGUUUAUAUGGUGUGUUCAAUAAAAACAUGGCAACAUUUCAUUCUUUGCGUGUUAUUAGUUUAAGCAGACUGUGAUUGUCUUUUGUUGUGACUUAGAUGAUGAUCAGAUCACAUUUUAUGACCAAUUUGUGCAGAAAUCCAUAUCAUUCCAAAGGGUUCACAUACUUUUUCUUGCAACUGUAUAUAUAUACAUGAAACAAGAAGGGGUUGGCUGCACUCACCUGAACAUGCAUAAAUGGGGGUGCUGCUGGGGGCCAAAUAAUACAAUACACAAGAUCCAGCGCACUCACCUAUCCACUAAACAGCAACGUCAAUGUUGAAAAAUUGUAUUUGUUUUUUUAAAAACACCUAAUCUAGGCAAAAAAUAAUGGGGGUUUAGUUACAUUAUAUGAUCAUACAUUGCAUAAGCCUGCCACAACGUCAAUGUACCCCAUCUUUGGCAGGUCCUACACUAACAGCCUAAUGUCUGCUCUUAUGAGAUAAACCCACUUACUUGGGGAAAAAAAUUCCAUCUGGGGCUCUCUGCAGUACAAGGCUAAAUAGGGCCCUGGGAUGAGGCACCUGUGACAGGGAGGGGUGCAAAACCAAGGAGUUGGCUUGACUCCCAAAUAUAUAUAUAUGAAACAAGAGCGGGUUGGCUGCACUCACCUGAACAUGCAUAAAUGGGGGUGCUGCUGGGGGCCAAAUAAUACAGUAUACAAGAUGCAGCGCACUCACCUUAUCCACUAAACAGCAACUUCAAUGUUGAAAAUUUGUAUUAGUUUUUUUAAAAACACCUAAUCUAGGCAAACAUAAUGGGGGUUUAGUUACAUUAUAUGAUCAUACAUUGCAUAAGCCUGCCACAACGUCAAUGUACCCCUUCUUUGGCAGGUCCUACACUAACAGCCUAAUGUCUGCUCUUAUGAGAUUAACCCACUUACUUGGGGAAAAAAAUUCCAUCUGGGGCUCUCUGCAGUACAAGGCUAAAUAGGGCCAUGGGAUGAGGCACCUGUGACAUAUAUAUAUAUAUAUAUAUAUAUAUAUGUCAGUAUCUUUUCUAUUCAAGGUUGGAUACUAAAUUGCAUUGAAGGACACAAAUCUCGAUUACAGAUUAUUGUGCUACAGUUAUAAACUCCUGAUAUUAUCUGGACAUACCCUCAUAAAGACUGAUAUUGGAACUCUUCGACCACAAUAUUAUUGCAUUUUAUGUUUCUCUCUAUAUUUUGAAUAUUAAUCACUUCUCAUUUGUGAAUAAAACACACAUUUAGCGACUGUCCCCUAGCCAUAUAGCAUUUUUUUCCCCCCAUCAAUCAUCUCUUUUUUUGGCAUCAUGGGCAGAAUCUGGAGUUUGCAGUAAAAACAAAUGUGCUGUGCCAUUCCGUGUUUCAUUUGGUUGGUAAUUUGGGUACAUUUCGUCUCAUAGAUUUAGAACUCAACCGAUUGGUCAAAAUGUUACAGACAGAAUCCAGAGUUACAAAUAAAAACAAACUUACUUGGCCAUUCAUUUGGUUUGUGAUUUGGGUACAUUUCAUCUCUUAGUUCAGGAACUCAACAAAUCAACAAAUCAACCAAAAUUCAGAUCAAUUACAGUUUGGAUCGAAACGAAUCUCCAAGUCUAAAAGUAACAUGGAAUACAUGCAUUUGUUUUUUCUUCUGUAAAAUUAUCAGAUUUAUUGUACAUAAAAAACAUAGUUUUUUACCCUAUGUAAAAUUAAUCUUUUACUAAUUAGUGAAUUAUAAAUAUAUUAUUCGUCUGCCAUACUAAAUCUUCUGUAUACAUAUUAUACUUAAUUAAUACUUUUGUUUAAAUAAUUGAUUUCACUAACAUGAAACAGGCAGUGUAGACUGGAAACAAAAUACAAAAUACAAACACAAACAAACAGUUGUGCUUUCCAAAACUGUUCAUUAUUCUGGAAUUAGCCCGUUUACACCUAUUUGACAAAAAAACCUGAGAUCACACCUUUAAUAAUUAGUUUUUAUAAUAAUGCAUGUCACACUUAACACCAUACAUUUCUCAUAUUUUUACAAUUAGAGUUUUAGGUGCCUUCUGAGAAUAUUUUUUAAUUUAGUUUUUAUCCAUCUACCCUUGACUUCCCAUUUACCCUUGACAAAUCCAACAAUAUAAGUGUCCUUAUUUUUUAGAACAGUUAAUUUUAGAUGAUAUAUUGUCUUUUGGUUACUUUUGCCUCCUCUCUAUACAAUGUCAGCAAUUACACCUGAAAUAAAGAGUGGUGUUAGUGCCUGCAAAUCUUGCACCCAGGCAUAUUAACAUGUUGGUCCCUGGUAUAUCUCAUAAUCUGACCUAAAAAUACUUCAACUGCUAUCAUCCCCGCCAAUCUACUGAGACUAGAUUCUCCAAGUUAUUCGAACCAUUGAAACAAGUUAUAUGUAAAAAAUACUGCUCAUUAAUAUUUGUUAUGAAACUCCCUGCCACCACUAACUGCAUAUUUCGCCAAUCACUUCUUUGGUUGAUCAGGUCUAUUUGGCCUAUAAGGUAUAUUAUUUGCUAGGGUCAUAUACCUAUUCUUUCAUUCCUUCUACACUUAUUUACAUAUGUAUUAUAUUAAAAUAUGAAAUAUGAAAAAAGUAAGAUUUUCAUAAGACAUCUUGUGUUAUAUCUUACAAAAUGUAAGGCAUCUUGUAAUAUAUUACUUUUCAACCAUUCGCUGUUCAUGUAAUCAAUUUUUUGCCAAUAGAUGUAAUAAAUGUAAUUUUUUUCAAACGUGUGUGUAGUUAUAUAUAUAUUGUAUUUUGCCUUCACAGCUGGAGAAGAACAAAGUGAUUCGGCGGAGUGAAAUAAAUAUCGACAUGGUAACCCUGUAUCUGGAUGAGGUCAGAGAAAUCUAUAGAAGUUCUAUAUAUAGAGAGCAAAAUUUUUUUUAGAGUUGUUGAUUUCCUCAAAAAACAUACAAAUAGUGAAUUAAGCUGUUUUUUUUUACUUAUUUAUUUUUAACUAUCUAAUAUGACUCUGAAACAUUACAAAGAGAUUAUUACAAAGGGACCUGUACUCAUGUUCAUACUUAUGGUGCUGAUGCCCCAGUUAUGCUCCAAAAUAUGUCCUUAAAUAUAAAUAACACAUAGAACGAAAAAGCAAAGCACUUCAAAAAGUGUUUUCUAAAUUGUAUUAGGAACGACCUAUUAGUGCAUACUCAGUGGUGAAAUACCCAGAAAAGCUGAUGCAACAUUGUGAUAAAUAAUAUACUAACUAGUGAAAAAUAAAAAUAACAAUCCGUUACAACCCAUGAAGUUGUGAGUUAUGCCCUCCAACAAAGAAACAUGUAUUGCAAAAACAGUUGUACAAGAUCAAUGUCCUGCAUUACCAAAUGUAGCGGAUAGCCCCAGGCGACCCUACAAAUAUACUGUUUUACCUGCAUUCGUGUAUCUGCUGUGUUUUCUAUGUAUUAAAGUGAAUUGUAUUCCUCUGAUUGUUCGGUAGUUUCAUUCCCUUAGUUUAUUCGAAUGAAACUACCGAACAACCAGACCUCCCCUGUGUGAAGUGUGUCCUCAAUUACCUGUUGCAACAUUGUUGCGAACGGGUAAUUGAACAGUAAGUAGCCAUUUUAAAACUCCCGAACAGCGGUGUUUUGCCGUCGAGUGUCUGAACUAAAAUCGGACACUCGAGUAGGCGAACACCUCUGAAACCUCCACAGCCCUGGUCCGUUCGGUUCCAAACUACCGAACGGCCCCUCGUUCGGUAGAUAGAAAAUACCGAACGAGGGGAUUCAGGUGAACCCUCCCUAGCCUCUAUAGCUAGAGGUUUUCGUGUAUUUUAUUCCCUUAUGCCAGGACCGACUGCAGGGCCCAUUCACAUGGAACCGGAUUCGGCUAUCUCAGUUAGUGCGGUCGGUCAUUUUAUUCCCUCCAUACAUUUCCCGAACCCCUGGUCUGAUCUGGGUGAUUUUUGGAUAUGUUGUUCACCCAGAUCAGGGGUAUCCGGGGAUGUAGGAUUUAAAGUGGUACCCCUACGUUUAGGGGUACAUCCAGAAACGGGGGGAAUUGGUGUGCUGGAUAAGGGGAUUAUGAUGCUGGCUGAGGGGAGGAGAUGUGUGGGAGGUUACCAGGACAGGAUUGGCUACUGUAAUAAUUACUGUAAAUCCCUCCCUUGCAUGGGAGCAUGCUUUAUAAGGAAACUGCGAUUAAAGGCUUUCAGUUAUGCUCCUGAAACUGUGUGUCGUCCAGUUAUUGGGAUUGCUGUUGGGAUAUUGCUGUAUUUUACCUGCUGGAAGCCUUGCCUGUGGAUUUACUAUUUACUUGUUCCUGAGUCCCACUUGGAUUAUAAGCGGAGAUAACCUGGGUAAUAUUGCAUCUCCGCUACAUUGGUUGGCAGCGCUGGGAUCCAGACUCACAGAGGAACAAGCCUAAAUGGAGUACGGAUGGAGAUUAAUUUUGCCACACUAAAACGCUCCACGCUAAAAGACCUUCUGGAGGCAAGCCAGCAAUAAGACAAAAGCGGUACUCAUUACUGAACUGAUGGCGGAGUACCGAAUGGACGGCGAUUCGGUUCCCGAACAGGGGAAUUCGGGAGAAACACCGGAACAAAGGGAGUUCCAGAGGCAGGUACAAUUUCGGCUGUCUUUCUAUGGGGAACACCCUCCAACAGAGAUUGUUUCAAAAACAAUGACGGAGGUCCAGGAAUUUAUACUAAGGAGUCAAACAGCGGCCCCAGAACGCAGCUCUGCAGUAAAUAUGCCACAAGAAGGUAAGCCUAAAAUACCAUACCAGGCUUUUAAAACAUAUGUGGAGGCAGAGGAAGAUAUAGACGCUUUCCUGCAAGAUUUUGAGAGACUGUGUGCACUGCAUAGAAUCAGCGCAGAGGACUGGGUACAUAUUUUGGCAGGGAGGUUAACUGGGAGGGCAGCUGAGGCAUACCGUACUGUGCCUAAUGAAGAAAUACGGAAUUACCACAAAGUGAAAGAAAUUAUAUUGGCCAGGUAUGCUAUAACACCAGAAGCAUACCGGCGGAGAUUCAGGGAUUUAAAGAAGGUGGAGAAAGACUCACACGCAGAGUGGGCAUGCAGACUACAACGAGCAGUCUUGGGGUGGGUGCAAGCGAGCAAGGCACGGUCUAUGGAGGAUGUAUUGCAAAUGGUACUGCUGGAGCAAUUUUAUGAAGGAGUAACCAGCUAGGUACAGGAGUGGGUAAGAGACAGAAACCCUACCUCCCUUACCGAAGCAGCCAGGAAGGCAGACGAGUACCUGGAUGCACGCAGGCAGCAGAAACCUGCAGCUCCAAAAGUACCUUUUAAAACCUUCGGGGGGGAACAACUACACGCCAGCUCUACCAAGACCACUGCCACCACCCCCACCGCCCGCUGCACAGCCACGUUUCCGCUAGCCCACGUCGGGCCCUUGCCACCACUGCCAAAAAUGGGAACAUUAUAAAAGGGAAUGCCCCCAGCUGCGGGACCGCUCCACCUGGAUUCGCCCCGGCCCACCACCACCACCGAGAGCAGCCGCAGCCCACCACUACCAGGACAUCGUGGCCACACCGUAUGGUUCAGCAGUUCCCAUCACAAUGGUAGAACAGUGGGAGGUACUGCACGAGGCAGAUCCCAUCCAGGCUAAUGCUGACAACCGCCAGCAUCACAGGCAGACCGUGUAUCUGGAGGGUAAAGCGGUUCAGGGGCUACGUGACUCAGGAGCCACCAUCACCCUGGUAAAAAGUCACCUGGUCUCAGACCAAGCUAAACUAAAUAAGACUGUGGCCAUCAGGGUAGCCGGGGGAGCAGUAUACCGGCUACCUACAGCAAGGGUACAUUUGCAUUGGGGAGCGGGGGCAGGGCAUGUGGAGGUGGGGUUGAUGCCGCAGUUACCGGCGGAGGUUUUAUUGGGGAACGAUCUGGGGAGGCUCACAUCUGCUUUUGAGCCCCAGACACCCACCACAGGAGAAGCUCACCCUGUGGUUACUCGACAACAGGCCCGCACCCAGGACUACAACACACUCCCGGAGGUUCAGGUAAGAGAUCCUUCCCCUUCCCUUGACUGUGUUCCCUGGGCCCCUCCUAACGAAUUUGCAGCUGAGGUAGUGACUGACCCCACCUUGCAGGUGUAUAGGGACAAGGUGACAGCAGACAUGCCUGGGGGGGGAGGGCGAAAGGUUUAUUUGGGACAAACAGCUGUUAUAUCGGGAGAAGGAUAAGAAGGUAUCCGGGUCAGACCCGAUUGUGAUGAGGCAGUUAGUGGUACCUCAGCGGUACCGGGCGGAGUUACUACGGAUAGCACAUGACAUUCCGCUAUCUGGACAUUUAGGGGUCAGCAGGACCCGAUACAGGUUAACCCAAAGUUUCUUUUGGCCGGGAAUUAGCCACGAGGUGUGCAGGUAUUGCAACACGUGCGAUACCUGUCAAAGGGUGGGGAAAAGGGGGGACCGGCGCAAGGCCAAGUUACAUCCCCUUCCCAUAAUCGAGGAACCCUUUUGCAGGGUAGCAGUUGACCUAAUAGGACCCCUCAACAAAGCGAGCCCGUCAGGUAAAAGAUUUAUCCUGACGGUAGUAGACUAUGCCACUAGAUAUCCAGAGGCGGUGGCCCUGACGAAUAUACAGGCUGAGACAGUAGCAGAAGCCCUGAUGAAGAUAUUCUUCCGGGUGGGACUCCCCAGGGAGAUUGUCUCCGAUCAGGGCACCCAAUUCACCGCCGACGUCACGCAGCGCCUCUGGAAGUUUUGUGACAUUAAGCCGGUCAUUAGUUCCCCUUACCACCCCCAGACGAAUGGGCUCUGCGAACGUUUCAACGGUACAUUGAAACAAGUCGGCCUUUGUCACCCCAUCCCUAAGUCGGCCUUUGUCACCCCAUUCGGUUUGUACCAAUUUAAGGUCAUGCCGUUUGGGAUGAAAAACGCCCCGGCUACUUUUCAGCGGAUGGUGGACCGCCUCCUGGAUGGGUUCCAAGAUUAUACCUGCGCAUAUCUCGAUGAAUUGCCAUUUUCAGCAAUACCUGGCAGGAACACCUGACCCAUAUAGGAGCGGUCCUAGACAGGAUUAGGGCCGCUGGUUUAACACUGAAACCAGCCAAAUGCAGCAGAGACCCACAAGGACUGGGAGAAGUUCCUGCCCCACCUCCUCUUUGCUUAUAGGGAGGUGCCGCAGGAAUCCACUGGGUUUUCCCCAUUUGAACUAUUGUUUGGCCGCAGGGUACGAGGGCCUCUAUAUUUAAUCAGAGAGCAUUGGGAGGGAGAACGGAGCACUGACGGUACCCCCAUCAUACCAUACGUGUUGGCAUUCCGAGACCGCCUUGAGGCCUUAACUCAGACGGUACGCGAGAAUUUGCAGGCGGCUCAGACACGCCAGCGCACAUGGUAUGAUCGGGGCGCCAGGGACCGUAGCUUUCAGGUCGGGCAGAAGGUGUUGAUCUUAAAACCUGUCCGACACGAUAAGCUGCAGGCCGCCUGGCAGGGCCCUUAUAAGGUGGUAGAACAACGGUGUGACACCACUUAUAUAAUCAGCUCGUGCGUUGGUACUGGGGGGCGACGCAUGCUCCAUGUGAACAUGAUGAAGCCCUACCAGGAGCGCUCUGAGGAAGUGAUCGCUAUAUGUGCGCCUUACUCCGAGUAGUUUGACAGUUUGCCUCUCCCGGAUCUGCUGGGAGAGGGUCAGUUAUCCGGAGACUUAGGGGAAGUCACCCUGGGGGAUCGGUUGAGCCCACAGGAGCGGAGCGAGGUACAACAGCUGUUGAGGGAGAAGCAGGAUAUCUUCUCUAAUGUACCUGGUUACACUCCUCUGGCCACUCACAGAGUAGACACCCCAGGGCAGCUUCCCAUGCGUCAGACCCCGUACUGCAUCCCAGAAGCGGUACGGGCGAACAUGCGCAAGGAGAUCGAUGAGAUGCUCCAGCUGGGGGUGAUUGAGCCCUCCGACAGCCCCUGGGCAUCUCCGGUAGUACUAGUACCAAAGCGGGACGGCACGACCCGGUUUUGUGUAGACUACCGGAGAUUGAAUGAGAAGACGGUAUCUGACGCCUACCCCAUGCCCAGGAUAGACGAACUCCUGGAUCGGAUGGCGAGGGGGCACUAUCUCACCACGAUUGACUUGUGUAAAGGGUAUUGGCAAAUACCCUUGGCGCAAGACGCCAUCCCUAAGUCGGCCUUUGUCACCCCAUUCGGUUUGUACCAAUUUAAGGUCAUGCCGUUUGGGAUGAAAAACGCCCCGGCUACUUUUCAGCGGAUGGUGGACCGCCUCCUGGAUGGGUUCCAAGAUUAUACCUGCGCAUACCUCGAUGAUAUUGCCAUUUUCAGCAAUACCUGGCAGGAACACCUGACCCAUAUAGGAGCGGUCCUAGACAGGAUUAGGGCCGCUGGUUUAACACUGAAACCAGCCAAAUGCAGCAUAGGCAUGGCUGAAGUACAAUACCUAGGUCAUCGAGUAGGAUGCGGCAAGCAAAAGCCGGAACCAGCCAAAGUAGAGGCUGUAGCCCAAUGGCCUACCCCUAGGACUAAGACUCAGGUGUUAGCGUUCCUAGGAACGGCUGGAUACUACCGGAAAUUUGUCCCGAAUUACAGUGCCCUGGCCAAACCUCUCACCGACUUGACCCGUAAAAACCUACCCCGCCAAGUAACCUGGACCCCGGAGUGUGAACAGGCAUUUCAGUUGUUGAAAGAUGCAUUGACAAAUGCCCCUGUCUUGGCAGCUCCCAAUCCAACUAAACGUUUUCUUGUCCACACAGACGCUUCUAUGUUUGGAUUGGGAGCAGUACCAAGUCGGGGCCGAUGGCGGAGAACAUCCCGUGGCUUACAUCAGCCGGAAACUGUUACCUCGAGAAGUAAGCUACGCCGCCAUCGAGAAAGAAUGCCUGGCUGUGGUGUGGGCCCUGAAGAAAUUACAGCCAUAUUUGUACGGACAAGCUUUUUCCCUGCUCACGGAUCACAACCCGUUAGUAUGGCUAAACCGGGUGGCUGGGGACAAUGCCCGGCUGCUGCGCUGGAGUCUGGCGCUGCAGCCCUUUGACUUUAAUAUCCAGUACCGCCCGGGUAAACAGAAUGGAAAUGCUGACGGGUUGUCUCGACAAACUGACCUAGAGAAAUGAUCCGUGAGCCUCCCCGGACAUCCCCAAGCCGAUCCGUGUUGGAUCAGACUGUGUAUGCCGGCUUGUGGGCAAGGGGGAGCAGUGUAGCGGAUGGCACCAGGCGACCCUACAAAUAUACUGUUUACCUGCAUUCGUGUAUCUGCUGUGUUUUCUAUGUAUUAAAGUGAAUUGUAUUCCUCUGAUUGUUCGGUAGUUUCAUUCCCUUAGUUUAUUCGAAUGAAACUACCGAACAACCAGACCUCCCCUGUGUGAAGUGUGUCCUCAAUUACCUGUUGCAACAUUGUUGCGAACGGGUAAUUGAACAGUAAGUAGCCAUUUUAAAACUCCCGAACAGCGGUGUUUUGCCGUCGAGUGUCUGAACUAAAAUCGGACACUCGAGUAGGCGAACACCUCUGAAACCUCCACAGCCCUGGUCCGUUCGGUUCCAAACUACCGAACGGCCCCUCGUUCGGUAGAUAGAAAAUACCGAACGAGGGGAUUCAGGUGAACCCUCCCUAGCCUCUAUAGCUAGAGGUUUUCGUGUAUUUUAUUCCCUUAUGCCAGGACCGACUGCAGGGCCCAUUCACAUGGAACCGGAUUCGGCUAUCUCAGUUAGUGCGGUCGGUCAUUUUAUUCCCUCCAUACAUUUCCCGAACCCCUGGUCUGAUCUGGGUGAUUUUUGGAUAUGUUGUUCACCCAGAUCAGGGGUAUCCGGGGAUGUAGGAUUUAAAGUGGUACCCCUACGUUUAGGGGUACAUCCAGAAACGGGGGGAAUUGGUGUGCUGGAUAAGGGGAUUAUGAUGCUGGCUGAGGGGAGGAGAUGUGUGAGAGGUUACCAGGACAGGAUUGGCUACUGUAAUAAUUACGGUAGAUCCCUCCCUUGCAUGGGAGCAUGCUUUAUAAGGAGACUGUGAUUAAAGGCUUUCAGUUAUGCUCCUGAAACUGUGUGUCGUCCAGUUAUUGGGAUUGCUGUUGGGAUAUUGCUGUAUUUUACCUGCUGGAAGCCUUGCCUGUGGAUUUACUAUUUACUUGUUCCUGAGUCCCACUUGGAUUAUAAGCGGAGAUAACCUGGGUAAUAUUGCAUCUCCGCUACACCAAAUACACUUAAAAAGACUAUACUGUUUGGUAUCUAUACAUUGCUUAAUUAAUAUUAUUUACAUGUGUGUCCAAAUGUAACAGAAUCACAAUUAUAGCCACACUGAACGAGGCCUCAGAUAUGUAAGAAACCAACAAUACUGGGCCAAAAAAAUACACAAAACAAAAAGCCACAAAUGCAUUUGUGUUUUGUGUAUUUUUUUUGUAUUAGGCCCACUAUUGCGGCAUUCUUUAUAAACUGGAAAUCUUUUUUUUUUUGCUUGACCAACAUUUUUUCUGUCUCAGUUUGGGUAGGAGACACACAUGGUGUCAAAUGUGUUUCUAAUUCAUGAAGCAGUAUGUGGAUACCAAACAUUAUAUCAUCUAGUGUAUUUGUAUUUCUGUUUUUUAAAAUAUGUAUCUCCGUCAUGUUGUGUUUUUGUUUUUACUUUAUUUUUGACAGCUUUGUAUAUUAUUGAUGAUAACAAUGUUGGGUCACUUUUUUUCUGGGGAUAUCACUAGUAAAUAUGCAUUAAUGGUGUAUUACUAUAAAAUUUAGUCUGCAAUAUUUGGAGUGCUUUGCCAUUCUACAUGUUAAGAUAAAGUAUACAUUAUCAUUUCUUAAAUGUUUACUUCUUUCAUAUCAUUGUAAUAUAUAUAUAUAUAUAUAAAAUGGUAAUGUUCGUAGCAUAAACAUUGUAUUUAUCCCUGCCCAUUCAUUUAUAAAUACAAUUGCAUACAUAGGUAAUAUUUUUUUAAUUAAAUUAAUUAUUUAAUGGAACAUGUGCACUUACUUUUGCUUUUAUUAAAUUCUUUACUCUAUUAGCUGCAGUCAGUUGUCACUUAAAUCAAGUCAUUCCUAAGGACACAUCCAGUAAUCUGUUAAUAUUCCCCCUUACCUCUCCUAUACUCUCUGCAGCUGGGACCUACACCCAUUCAACUCUCAUUCACAGUGGAGCAGGAUAUUGAAGUAAAAAAUCUGAAGCCAGCGACAGUAAAAGUAUAUGAUUAUUACGAGAUUGGUAAGAGAUCUGAUAAGGACAAAUAUAUAGAUUCUGAAAUUAUAAAGAUAACUAAAUUAACAAAAAGGUGGCAAAUAACCAUAAUAAAUCAUAUAAAAAUAAGUUAUCUUUAUUUUUUUAAAUAUUAAAAAAAAGACGUGGAUACUGUCUAAUGUGCAAUGUUAUUCUGGGGUGACCAUAUCAAAGCUUUAUUUUUCCUGCAAAAAAGUACUCUCUGUGUGAGGAAUGUGCUUUAAAUGCCAAAUGAAUAGGUCCUCUCAAUAGACAUUCAAUAGGUUUAAUCUUGCACUAAGUUUUGCAUUAAUAAAAUAAAAUCCUUAAGCAGAGUGAACACCAAUAAUACCAAUCAAAAGGUGGAAUAAACCACACAUUCGAUGGUUUGGCCGAGUGAAUAUACUUAAAAUGAACGCACUGCCUAGAAUACAAUAUCUCCUGAGUACACUCACGAUCGCAAUCCCGCGAACCUUUUUUAAGAAAAUACAGACAUUAUUUACUCAAUUCAUUUGGGCAAAAAAACGCCCAAGGAUACACUACCACAUUCUCACUAGACCCAAAGGAAGAGGGUGGAUAUGCCUGCCAGAAAUCUGGCUAUACUACCAAGCAAUACAUCUUAACUGCAUCAUAGAUUGGUCAUACCAGACGACUUCUAAACUGUGGAUUCCAAUAGAACAAGCCCCGAUAGGGGAAUCAUUAAAAAUAAUACCAUGAAUGCUGACAUCACCUAGUGACUGGACAGUCCCUAACCACCUGACAGUGACCCCAACAAUAUAUUCUUGGAAAAAAGAUCCUUAACAUGCCAACCAUAUCCCCAACCACAUCACCACUCUAUCCAAUAACUAAUAACCCCAAUUUUAUAGCAGGGAAACAGGGCCUAAAGCUGAAAAUACCAAAUGGUAGCGACCAAAUAGAACAUAUUACCUUAUCUGAAGUGGUAGUAGAGAAGGGAAUAAUACCAGUGACCCAAAUGACAGAGGGGAAGAUACCUUCACUUAUGCAGAGAUUUCAAUAUGAACAAUUAAAACACUUUCUGAGAGCUCAGGGUAUAAUAAAUUGGACCCCCAGGGAAAUGACUACAUUUGAAUAACUCUGUACGAGACACAAAGCACCACAAAAACCAACCUCUCUGUGUUAUAAACUCUUACAAACAAAGCCCACAUACAUCUACCGUAUUUUACUAAAAUUUGGAAGGAACAUAUGGUAGUGAAACUAGUGGAAGAAGACUGGACUGCAAUAUUUAAAACCAUUUUUUACACACCUUCCAGUAUCCCAUUACAAGAAAUUAAUUACAAAUUUGUUUCAAAAUGGUAUACCAUGCCAGUCAAUGUUAACAGAUUUGACCAACUGCACCCACUGAGUGUUGGAGAUGCACCUCAGAGAAAGGAACAUUUCAGCAUAUAGGGUGGACUUGCGAUUUAGUCUCAGGCUUUUGGAGGGAAGUGUGGAACACAGUAAAUUUAGUAAUGAACCUAAAUAUCCCCUUCACUCCGGAAGCCCUUUUAUUGUUUCAUUUUAAUAUUUCCAAUCAAAAAUUCAAACACUCUCUCACAUAUUUUAUGCUGACAGCAGCUAAAUGUUGUAUUGUAUAUAAUUGGAGGUCACCAAUGCUACCCUCCAAGAAAGAAUGGUACUUGAAAAUUGAAUAUUUCCACGCUCUGGAAGAACUAAGAUGGGGAUCACUUGACAAAUACCACAGAUACUUAGAAAUAUGGCAACCCUGGAAACAAUUUUUAAGGGGCACACCAUUAAUUAGCACAAGGUCGGAAUUGCAAGAAUAGAGGGAAGCUAGGAGAAACAUGGGGAAUAAUGUGGGCAAAAAAAGGUAAUGAACUAAGUUUAUAUAUAAUGUUCAUUGUCUAUCUUGCAAUUGCAAUCACAAGAGAACCAAGACUUGGGAACCUAACUCCAUGAGGGAUAAUCUUCUCAAAUAAAUCAUGAAACAACAUUAGUACAACAGGAGUGAGAACUUCCACCAUACACAUCCAACUCGAUAGAAUCAGGAUAUGAGUCCGAGACUGAUUGUCAUUGUUGACUUAGGCAUAUCUAGAAAUUGUUAAAUGUUAGAACAUGUGAAGUUGUUUAAUCUACACAGAAAUAAUUGAUAUUAUGCUGUUGACCUCUUGUUUCUUAUGUUCUGUAAAUGUCCUUUUACUACUCUUGUUUUAUAUUAUGACAUCUAUGAACCACAUAAAAAGGAAUAAAAAUAAAAUAUACAAAAAAUAAUAAUAAUAAUAAUACCAAUCACUAAAUAAAUACCAUGGAAAUGGUCAUUGUUCCACAGCCAAUACACCAAUAUCUAAUGAGUAAAGACUACAUGACCAGAACAAACCAAUAAUUAAAAGAUGUCAUUAAAUAUUGAUCUCUAUUCAAUAAUUAGUGCUUAAGUGAUUCAAACAAGAUAGUUAAACGGACACCAUAGCUUAAUGUAUUGGUAUUUGGGCAUACAGCUCUCCUUGCUGGGUCAGCAGUGUAAAUGGAGAUGCUGGAGCUCCUCAUUGAGAUGUAUCGAUUCAAAAAAAAUCUCUAUGAGGAGAGGCUGAGUGGCACAGCAAGGCAUUGGCAUUUUUUCCAUGCAUUGGCAUUGGAUUGACUGAGAUCAUUAAGACUGAUAAUUACAGCCAAGGAAGUGGAACAGCAGCAUUAAGACUGGCACAAGGAGGGCUAAAAGGUGUUUAUUUUUUUUCCUGCACAUUGGGUAAAAGAAAUAAUUAGCAGAACACUAUAUAAGAACACUAUAUAACAACACUGUAUAAGUAUUUUUUUUUUUUUAAACUCUCUGAUAAUUAAUUCUAUAAUAUAAUAAUAUGUUUCUUUUGUUUUUUUUCUGCAAAGGGGAAUAUGCCAUUUCAGAAUAUAACUCUCCCUGCAACUCUGGUAAGAUCAUUGCAUUGUAACUUAUUGUUUGCAUUCUGCUCCUUACCCAAACUAACAAGCUGUGUUACUUCACUGCAAUCCUUCAUCAACAUUAAUUCACACAGACACACACACACACAAAUAAACAUGACAUGCUACACUAGUGUACCCACAUACCUACAUUAAUGUAUAAUUAUGUUCUUAACAAAUAAACACCAGUCACACACAGAAACCCAAUCAAAGACUGUAAGAACCAUUCUAAGGGCCACUGGCUGUCACUCUGGGAGAUUCACUUUGUUUGUGUGUUUUGGGUGGGAGAUGAGAAUUUUAUUUUUUUACUUUAAAGAGAAAUACAUUUGAUGAAAGCUCUGAGAGAAAUAGCAACUACAGACUAUUGUAUUCAUAAUGUGGAAUUUAUACUUUAAUAUUAUCAAUGUUAAUUUCAUCCCGCUGGGGUGGAGGUGAUUGUCUAAGAGCUGUGGGUGGAUUGGAUGUAGAUGUGUAAAUUAUACGUCAGUGAUGUGGAUGAGAGUUACAGGAUGAGGCAUGGCGUCUCUCAAAUUGUUCUUAAGCAGAAAAUAUCAAACAAAAAUUGAAGUGUAUUUCUCACUUGUUUUCCAGAAUGUAUUUUGAACCUUGUUUAAAAGUUAUUGUUUUAAAUGCACUAAAGGCUUGAAAAAGAUAAGAUUUUUCUUUCAUCUUGCUGAAUCAGUAAAUCAUUGGGUCUUAACUGCUAGACAUAAUAACUGAAGGCGAUCUGUACCCUCCAAUAAAAUAUCUCAGGGAUCCCUUACCUGCUAUUUACAACCAUGCCUACCCUGUGAUAUUGUUUUAAUAAUGUUUUCAAUAGAAAUAAAAGAAAUACCAUUGCAAUUUAAUUUUUUAUAUCAAAAUUAAGAAAGCAAUCUAACAUUGUCAAAGAAGGAUAAGUAACACAUUAUGAAAUCAGUGACUGCUCAUUGUGAUAAAAGCCUAGUGACUGGACAGUUAUUAGUACGUCCUCCAUGUGCCCCAUGGGCAUUAGCUAGAGGCUAAAUGAAACAAAAUGGAGCCACAAUGGGGCUCUAAUUAAAAUAAUAACACUGUGUCUCUUCAGACUCCACUCAUGGCUGGCUCAUGGGGGAUAUAAUUGUAAUAAAUGGGUUAUCUAUCAUCUUAAGAGAAGCAGGUGGGGGCUCUAUUUUACAAUGUUGGAGAGACAGUGUCCACACCUUCUCCAACCCAUGAGCCCCUUGCCACCUGACACAUUUUUAAAACAAACUUGUUACUUCCCCAGCUGGCAAUCAGUUAACUGGUCCUGUUCAGUCCUGGUAACUUAGCUUAGUCAAGCUAAACUCAAGAGGCAGCAAUUGCCUAGAUCACCUGCCUUGCAAAGACCUCUCAUUGAACUGCAUUUGGAAGUCUGUGAUUGGACAUCCACAGAAAGUCUGUUCUGGGUAAAAAGGGAGCAGCUUGCAAAGGCUUCAGACAGCAGGUCUGACACUUUUGAGAGCUGUUUUAGAUAACAUAAAAAUCAUGAUUGCAUGCAUGCAUGCAUGUUUGGGGCUUGGGUUUAAGUCUGCUAAAGAGUGCUUUUUUGAUUGGCCAGUGAAGGGUAUACAUGAAAAUGUCAGUAUCGAUGUCAUUACAAAGUGCUGUCAUGAGAAUUUCUUAAUAUUGUUAAUACUUGACUUUGUAUGUGUUUAAUUUUUUUAAUAUAUUUUUUUUUAGAUGAAAAGACAAACUAUUAAACAUGAAGACUGGAAAAGCAGAAUAAUAUAAUACGAAGAACAAAGCCAGUGGAUGUUCACUACAUAUUUGUAAUAUCAUUAACUAAAUACAAUUGUCUUCUUCAUGCAUUGUCAUGUGGAUUUAAUUCUAUAAUUUGCAUAUAGUUACAUAAUUGCAUAGCUUCAUAGAAUUAUAUACUUGGAAAAUAUUAAGUCCAUGACUCAUUUUGUUUUCUAAAGUAAACAUGUUUAUGGUUUUUAACCUUUCUUUAGGACUAACAUCUUCCAUUCCCCUAAUACAUUUUGUAGCCCAACUCUGCACUCUCUAUAGUUCCAUAACAUCUUUCUAUAAAACAGUUCCCCUAAUUUGUAAUUGCAACAUGUAUUCAAGGUAUGGCCUUCCUUUUAAUUCCAACAGACUGACAUCUUAUGUGGUGAAAGAAUAUAAAAUAUAAUACGACCUUCAAUAAUAGAGGCAGUCUGAAGUGAUUGAGUUAUAUGCUGCAGUGCUGCCUGGCUAUGUUUAGUGAGCUGUUACUUCCUCUCAGUAGAUUAGAAGAAUUAUGUUAGCUGCAGGAGCUGCUGUGAUUUCUUUGUGAUUAGCAUUAUCCGAUCCUCUGGAGCAUGGCACAGUCAAAGUGGGAAAAGGAUGUGACGUUGACCUUCUGUCUCAAACCCCUCCUCCAGAGUCAGACCUCUACCACAGGGAGCUUUCAAGUCACUGGCAACCUGAUUUGGAGGCUGAUGAUAGGCUGGGAGCUGAGCUGCAGGCUGAACGUGCUGCCUGAGUAGUGUUCAAAGCGGAUAAGGCUAAGCACAAAGAAAUCACAGCAGCUGCUGCAGCUAACAUAAUUCUUCUAAUCUACUAAGCGAAAGUAACAGCUCACUAAACUUAGCCAAGCAGCACUGCAGUAUAUACCUAAAGCAUGUCACACUGCCUCAUUAUUGAAGCUUGCAUUGUAUGUUAUAUUCUUUCACCUCAUAAGGUGUCACUCUGUUGAAACCCUACACUUCGUAUGUUUUAUUUGUAUAUUGGUGUUUAGGGGUACACCAUCUAGAAGGUUUUCUGGUUUGUUUUUAGCAUAUAGUGGAGAUAUUUUGAAUAGAUUAUUAUUAAUUCCCUUUAAUUUAUGAAGAGGCAAGACCAUGUUUUAUGUGUAACAAUACUCUACUGGCCUUAGUAACUGCUACCUGACUGCACAUUCUUACUUAGUCUGUUGUCUAUAUCUGUUAUCACGCAAUAUUGUUUUCCCUGAUUCAGUAUAAUUUGUUCGUACAUUUCUCAGCUCAAAAUACAUUUGUUUAAGAUUACUACAUUAAAUCUCACCUGUCACUUUACUGCUUUGUCCCCUAAUUUUCCAAAUCAAAAGUAUUCUGCCACAGUUUUUUUUUUUGCUCGUCAAGCAUAUUUUGUGCCUGGUUAAUGCAUCGUCUGUAAAAAGUUGGUGGAUUAAAAUAAUAAAUUACUGUUUGGAGCGUCAUGCUUGAUUUUUGUGCCUGCAAAGUACUUUCUAAGAGUGAAAGAUGUUAAAGCAUGUAUUUACAAUAUAUAAAGGUCAUGCCAAAAAACACUACUAGUGAUGUAUAAUACCUAACUUUUUUUCUGGUAGAAAGAUUUUGUAAUAACCAGAGUUCUUUUUUUAUUUUUUUUAGCUAAAUCAAAUACAGCAAUAUGUGCUAGGUAAACACCUCUAUAGAAGCCAUGCAUGCGGAUAUUACAUAUCAUAUAAAGAAGUCUGACCCAGACAAUUACUUGUACUGUUUGGGAAAGUUAUAUGUUCGGAACAAAAUGGCAUAGGAAAUAAAAUUACAUAACUGAAUUAUUAGGCAUUAGGCAAAAUGCCUGAGUAUUGUCAUGUCCUGUUCCAUUCUGCAGAGAUUUCUGGUCUUGGCUUCUGAUAUCCAGUACUCUUUUUACAAUUCUUGUUUUGUGUUUCUUGGUUUUUCUGGUUAUCUAUUCUAUGUCUGGUUUUCUUUAUGCUGGGUUUUCUGGGUUCAUUCCUUUAUUCCGUUCCUGGAAUUCCCAGUCUCUUGGAUUCCUUUAUAUGUUUGUUUUUUGUUACCACACCAAGUCCUUUGCCAUUUAUCCUUUUUGUUUCAGUGUGAUCCUGCUAGCAGUGGUCUCAAUCCUCUGCUCCUUUCUUUGCAGGUAAGUACUGUGUGUGUUUUAUUGUUGAACUUAUAGUCAUGCAUAUCUAGGCAGUUAGGACCCACCGUAAUUGGAGUACUUUGGCGCAGUGGUGGGCUGCAUACAUCUUGGCCAUUUAUGUAUGUCUAAAUCUUCAAUGUUUAUUACAUAUAUAGUACUUAGUUAUUUCUCCUCUUGUUUUACCUUGUAUCUCUUGUUUUAUUUUAUUUUGUCUUGUAUUUCCAGUUCAUGUACAGUCCUGUCCAGCGGCGUACAUACCGCAAUCACAGGGGUCGCAGCUUCGACCGGGCCCAUGACUCCACGAGGCCCGGCGGACCCCUGCGACCGUGUGCCUGCCGCAGGUGAACGGGCCCAUCGGGUGGCCCAUGCUGUUAGGGCCACCCUAUGGAAAUGAAUAUCAUCAUCAGAGUUGGCCCGGUAACAGCGUGACUGGGCCCCCUCUGAUGUCAGACGCUGGGAGAAAGUGACUGUCGCAGUCACUCCUCCCAGCAACCACCAGGAGCCGCACAGGAGGAAGCAGAGGGAGUCAGAGUUCCCACUCUGACUCCCAUCAACCUGAGCCACCACUGGACCCCAGGGAAAUAUUUUGCAUGUGUGUGUGUUAGUGUAUGUGUGUCUAUGUAUGUGUCUGUAUGUAUAUGUGUGUAUGUGUGUGUAUGUGUGUGUCUAUUUAAAUGUCUGUAUGUAUAUGUGUCUAUGUAUGUGUGUCUGUCUGUCUGUGUCUAUGUAUGUGUAUGUGUGUCUGUAUGCAUGUGUCUGUGUGUCUCUGUAUGUAUGUGUCUGUGUGUUUAUGUGUGUCUCUGUAUGUAUGUGUCUCUGUGUAUGUCUAUGUAUGUGUAUAUAUGUAUGUGUAUAUGUUUCUGUGUGUCUGUAUGUAUGUGUGUAUGUGUCUGUGUGUGUCUAUGUAUGUGUCUAUAUGUGUGUCUGUAUGUAUGUGUCUGUAUGUAUGUGUGCCUGUAUGUAUCUGUGUGUAUGUAUGUGUGUGUGUCUCUGUGUAUGUGUAUGUGUGUCUGUAUGUAUGUGUCUGUGUGUGUGUGUGUCUCUGUCUCUGUGUGUCUGUAUGUGUCUGUCUGUAUGUAUGUAUGUGUAUGUGUGUCUGUAUGAAUGUGACUGUGUGUGUGUCUGUCUAUGUAUGUGUCUGUACGUGUGUACAUAUCUGCAUAAUAUCAAGUUUCUAGGAUCUGCAGAAGCUGCAUCAGGGCCCUGGUAUGUGGCCGCACAAACCUUGGCGCUCAACACCAGGGAAAGUGUGGUUACCCUGCACCAGACCCUGAUUGUUCAUUUCCAUGCUGUGACUUCUACAAUCAUUAGGCAUACAGGGGUCCCAGUCUCUGGACCGCCACCCGUUACAAGUAUAACCUUGGGACCAAAAAGAUCCUGAGCUGUCUGUGAUUUUAAUGUGAACGAUGAUUGAACAGUGUGAUUGAAAUUUAGUAAGCUCAUGCUUCUCUGCGUUGAGAAAGUGAGAUAGUUGAGCAUACUGGAGGGAUGAAGGUUGGCUGUUGGGCAGUUAAGUGGAUAGUGGUUUGAUUCCCUGUUCACUUUGGACUUAACCCAGAGUAAGAUAUUUGGUUUAGGAAAAGGCUUUAAAAGAUUUAUUUUGAAGACCUUGCGGGAAAUCCAGAUUAGAUAUUCUGCAGUAGAGGGGCACUGGAUGAGGAAAGAUAAGUAUAAAAUCCCUUACUUUUGACCAAAUUCAAAGUGUGGGUAGGAUGGUGGAGUGUGACGAGUGGUCAGGGUCUAGAGCAAGUAACCCCUUCUUUUGCCAGGGUGUACUAAAUAGGGGGACCUGAAAGAAGCCACUUUCUAAUAGGGCCAAACAUUUUUGGUUAUAGGGGUAAGCCAUUUCAAAUAUUCUAGUGAAGUCGAUUGCUUUGCAGUAUAAUUCCAUAUUGGAUAAACCUAGGCCACCGUUAAGUUUAUGUAGUCUCAGGAUGUGAUUGGUAAGUCUGGGAUAUUUAUGGGACAAAAUAAACUUGGUAAAAAGUGACUUAAUUGUGGAAAAAAGAAUUAGGUAACAUAAUGGGGAGGUUUUGUAUUAGAUAUAAGAUUUUAGGUAGGGUAUUAAUUUUAAGUAUGUUCAUUCUACAUAGCCAGCCAAAGUAGGGUGUAUUACAGUUAGUGAGAUCCCUAUGGAUUUCCUGAAUAUUAGGCAGAAAAUUUUAAUCGUAAAGCUGAGUAAAUUAGGAAGAUGUACCCCAAGAUAUGUAAUCGCCUUGUCAGCCCAUGAAAAUUGUGAUGAUGCUUGCAAGGCCAAUUUAGUGGAACGAUGCAGCAAAAGACAAAAAGGUUGCACCAAUUAUGAACAGAUGUGUUUAGAAUAUUAAAACACUAAAACAAAUAAACAAAGAACAAGUAGCAUAUAUAAAAGUCAAAAGUCAGUGUGUAAACGUGCAAAGGUAGCAGCCAAAUCCAACAGAGGAGUUUUUUAGCCUUUUCUAUAUUGAUAUCGAGUUCAAAGAUUCUUGCAAACUGUAUAGAUAUAAAAAAACAAAACAAAGAAGAAAGCCAAUAGUGCAAUAUGUUCCAAUAUUAUGUGGUACUUUUAAAGUGCAAAUCUUAUAUAGUCCUACUCACAUUUUAUAGACUUAAGACCAGCUCUAGUAUGAUCGGUGUACAGUGCUAUCAUCCCCACUUGUAGGAUAUGUGUAGUAAUGUAGUCAACAGCACAGUUUUUACAGUGGUAUAUGGACCAUGAGCCCCAAAAAUACAACAAUAGUGCUCACUGUCUACACUAAACCAGGAGUAUAAAUAAAAAUAAAUGUACUCACAUUUAAUUGAGCAGACACACCGCUCAAUGAAUAAAGCGUGAGUAGUAUAAUCCCCACCUAGGAUUAUUUUGUUGAGUAAUGAACAGGAUGCCAGGCAAAAAAAAAAGCAAUAGGAAAGGAAAAUGGCACAAUCACAGUAUAAAAGUAGACAAAAUCACCUUCAUUAGAAUUCUUUAAAAAAUCCACAGCAUGUUUCACCACACAGGGCUUUAUCAAGUGGAAACAAAACAAAAUCCUGUUGGUGAAAUAUGUUGUGGAUUUUUUACCAAGAAAGAGAAACUGAAAAGAUUCAUAUCCGCAAACCAGCUGCUUAACGGGUUUUGUGCCACAUGGCACUUAAUCUAAAGGACAAUAUGCUGACAUGCUGUUGUGAUAUUUAAGCCCUCAAUACAACAUCCAGCUAAUUGACGCAGAGCGUUAACCCCUUAAGAACAAUGCAAAAGAGGAGAAUGCAGCACCUGAAAAAAACUGCCGUAUGCAAAUUAACCCAAUGAAAAAACAACAAUCAAAUAGAUUAAAAAAAUAAGUAUAGAUACUGUAAGAUACCGUAAGUAUCAAGUAUUAAUAAAGAUCAAAUUAUAGCAAAAAAUACACUUCAUGAGAAAAUAAUAAAUAUGCAAAGCACAAAUAUAAAAAAAGUGGACGUUUCCAGCAUGGACUUUGAAUCUUUAUAUAGAGCACUAUAUCUGAGAAAUCUUUUCAUGUCAAUAAUUGUCUGUUAUUCUUCGAAAAUGGAAAAGAAAAGAGAAACCUUCUCUGUUAAUUUGUAUCUCUAUCAUAUUGUAUUAUGAUAAAAGGAAAACAGCCUUGAAUAUUAGAUGCAGAAAAUACUGUAUUUUCCGGCGUAUAAGACUACCCCAGUUAAAAUAUAGAGUUUGGGAUAUACUCGCCGUAUAAGACUACCCCUCUUCCAAUGCACACCAAAUAAAAAUUAGCCAUGAUGUACAGUGAGCAGACAGAGCUACACAGCAAGACAUUAAAUAAUAAUGAUAAUAAUUAUAAUUAUUAUUAUUUGCCAAUCAUUACAUUGGCUUCUUCUACCCUUCAAGACCCAAUUCAGACUACUAACAUCUACCUACAAAGCCCUCAAAAUUUCCACUCUUCACUAUAUUUUUUCUUUACUAACAAAUACACACCUUCAUAUUCCCUUUGCUCUGCGAGCGACCAUCAUUUUUUCAUCUGCUUGUUCCUGCAAGUUGUCUUAUCCCUCAGACCCUCCUCCUCUCUGACUUUCUGUUAUACCUUGUGACGAGAGCAAUCUUGCCAAAUUGCAUUGGAGAAGCCUGGUUGCUCGCCUGUUGCCUUUGGAUUAUGGCCCCAUGUUAAAAGGCUUGAUUUUCCCCUGCAAAGACAAGAAAGCCGGGUCAUUUGGUGCUUGCCCUGUUUGAGCAGUGAUACCCCAGAUAGCUAUGCCAUGGAGCCCAUUCGUAUAAUGAAAGACUAUGGGAAAGACUUUGGCUCCAUGGCAAUUGAACUGUAUGUGUGUGCUCUGAGCGCCAUUCAGUAAUAAUGUGCGCUUAGACCUAAGCUAUCUGGGCAUAUGUUGCAUGUCUGUAUUUUAUGUCAUAAAUGUAACCUUGUGUAUUUUAUUGUAUUUUACUGUCUUUUUGCUGCCAUGUGUUCAAUGGAGUUUUGCCUCUGUCUUUGGAGAUAAUUGGAUUACUUCUAAUUAUCUCCAGGAUAGAAGACUCUGUGGAACUGGUUUUGGGCAGAAAAGCAUUGCUUCCUGUGGUCACAAAGGACUACGAUCUAUCUUUUGAACCACUGGACCAAUUUGUAUGAUUUUGACGUAUGUUUGUAUUUGGAGUAUGCUGAUUCUGAAAAUGUAAGUGAAUGUGAUGCAUACUUUUCAAGUUAUGAAUAAUGUGAAAAAAUUGUAUUGCUCUGCUUGUGCUAAAUUACAUUACCCAUUGUGUAAGUUAAUUGAAUCACAUGCAGAGGGGAGGAAUUUGUGUGGGAGUGCCUGAGUGUAUUGUAUGUGUUUAUUGGUUGUGUUCCAAAACCCUGUGGGUGGUACUAAUGUGUAAGAAUGUGUACAUAAGUACAAUAAACCCACAGCUCUGUCUGACCACUGCUUGACCCUCAACACGGAGCCUUGUCUCAUCUUUGGGGGGAUUUACUGUAUGCUGAUAGCGACUGAUUGCUAGGAGUGUAAGCCGCUUGGAGGCUUUUCCUAUUUGUCUGCUAGCAGCUAUUCAUAUGGUUCCAGUUCGUGUGUUUGGAGUGCUGUAUUGGAUGCCGUUCGGGAGUUUGGAGCAUUCACUUAUUGGCGGUUCAUGAGUUUGGUACUUUACAGUAGCUGUGCCUGCAUCUCUGGAAAGGGGACCGAUCGCCUAAACGUUUUUUACCCCUUGUGUGCAAAACGGUCCGUUACAUACCUCUUCUGUGUCUUUGUCUUUACCCCUUUCUCAAAGACUAUAAGCAGGCUGAAAUAUACCCCCCAAUUCUUUUUACUUUUUUUUUACACUUUUUUUUUUACAUUUAGAACUUGCCAAAUAUUUGCAUCAUCAUUAUAUAUUUGGUUAUUCAAUUCACAAUAACCACAAUUACCAAUCUGUGCCACAGGGCUGCUGGCAGUUCCUGUCCCACCAGGGACAAGGCUUCCCCCUCCCUAGUCCAAGGUAAGACUCAGGGAGGGUGGGGAUACACUUUUUUAAUUCUAAGCAGCCUCUGCCCUCCCUCUACAGCCCUCACCCCCCUUUACAGUCCCUAAUCCCUUGACUACAGCCCCUAACACCCCUUAGAGCCCCUGCCCCCUCUACAGACCCUCUCAGCCCCUGUCCCCCUCUACAGCCCCUGCUCCACCUUCUAUAGCUCCUGUGCCUCCUCUCAGCCCCUGUACCCCAACCACAGCAGUUGCCCCCUUUAAAGCCACUGUGCCUGCCUAUGCAGCCACCAUCUGCUUUCUAUACCCCUGUGUCCCCCCCCCCCACGUUCUACUCACCUCCCCUUCCCUGUGCAGAGUGGGUGGCCGAGCUCCUCUUCGUCCUGUCAGUCCGGCUGGGUACCACGUGGUACAGGGGAUUCAGUUACCUGUUCCCGGCCGGACUGAAAGGAAGUGCACACUGAGUGCUCACUUCCUUUCAGUCCGGCCGGAAACAGGAACUGAAUCUCCUGUACCGCGCGGUACCCGGCCGGACUAACAUGACGAAGAGGAGCUCGGCCACCCACUCUGCACAGGGAAGGGGAGGUGAGAAGAAAGGCAGUGCGGCAGCCGUCUGAGCGCUCUCUAUAGAGCGCUCAGGCAGCGCAGCAUUAGAAGGGCCGGCGAUGGGGGCGCAGGGCGCCCCCUCCUAUAUGGCGCCUUAUACCCGGCGUAUAACACGACCCCCAACUUUGGAGAAGAUUUUCCAGGGUUAAAAAGUAUACGCUGGAAAAUACGGUAAUUUUCUAUGACUUCGCUUUACUAAUCUUGCAUUUUUUUCUUGAUAUGCAUAGGACCCAGUCUAAUAUAAGGACUGGGUCUAGAGCUUCAGUUCUAACUAUGAGGAGGACUCUAUCUAGUCAUCAGGGAAAUCAAAAGAUCUCUGUCCUCGUCCCUGUUCCCCCUCACUAUAUCCACGCAGUUUUGCAGUUAAGAGGCCCCUUGCAUUCCUGACUGUUCUCAAUGAUUCAGGGAGCAGCUGUGAGGGAUCUCCUGAAGUGGUAUGCACACCCUGGGGGUCUGGCUAGAGGUGCAAACUAUAACCAGACCCCCAGGGAAUGCCCUCCACCAAACUACAAGUGUUCAUAUCCCUUCCUGCCAGAUGGUCAGCAGGAGUGGAACAGAUACACAUUUACAAAGAACACACAGCACACACUCCCCCCACACUUAGCGUCCUUACCAUCUUCAGCCCAAACAAUCAACACACAUAAGACUCAUCCACCACACAUAACACUCAGUCACCCCACACAAGAUUCCCCACCCUUAAAACACAAAUUCCUUACAAUGCAUACAGUGCAAUGCAUGUAA